AUGCCCCCAAGGAAGCGGACGCGCCCCGCCCUGGGGUUCCUGUGCUGCUUCGGCAGCAGCGAGCCCCCGGAGAUCAACCUGAAGGACAGCGUGCCACUGCAGUUGCUGGAGUUCAGUGCACCCAUGCCCCCGGCCGAGGAACUGCACGCGCGUUUUUCUGAACUGGUGGUGAGUUGGGGAGAAAAACAUAUUUCCAUCACCUACUACAGCAGGGCUGCCCAACCCUCUUCCUGGAGUCCAACCCUAACCUAACAUACCUGAUUCAGCUAGUUAAAGGUUGUUUCCCUGCUCAGACGUUGCUGACGCAUGCCAGAUCUUACAACGCCUGGAUAGGUAUUUUAUGUACAGUGGAGGUUGGUGGGAGGAGCUAUUGGAGGACGGGCUCAUUGUAAUGCCUGGAAUGGAAUCAAUUGAACGGUAUCAAACACAUUUGACUCCGUUCCAGUAAUUCCAUUCCAGCUAUUACACAGAGCCCCUCCUCCUAUAGCUCCUCCCAACAGUUUCCACUGUUUACGUAUCAACUAACCACAUCAUAUAUCAUAGUAAUCUGGUGCUCGACUGCACAGUCGAUGACAUGGCACGCAACCAUUGGUUGAUGCAUGCAACAUCUGAGCAGAGGAACGCGACCAAGGUCUUGGUAAGCAGCUAAUAAGUAGAAUCAGGUGUGCAAAAAAUGUGGGUUGGCCCUGAAAACCUAGAUCUCCAGGAAGAGGGUUGGGCAAGCCUAUACUACAGUAUAUACACCAGUGGAGACUGAUGGAGAAGGAAAUCAGAUGAUGGGAGAAAUCGGUGGAUGCGUGCAAACUUUCCUACCAUUCCAUCCAUUACAAUGAGGCCAUCCUGCGAUUUAAAUAGACACCAGCCUCCCUUACAUAGUCACACUGAAAUGCUAUGGUAAAAAGAGAGCAUACAGGACUCCCGAGUGGCGCAGCGGUCUAAGGCACUGCAUCGCAGUGCUUGAGGCGUCACUACAGACCUGGGUUCGAUCCCAGGCUGUGUCACAACUGGCCGUGACCGGGAGUCCCAUAGGGCGGCGUACAAUUGGCCCAGUGUCGUCCGGGUUAGGGGAUGUUUUUUUUCCGGGGGGGGGCUUUACUUGUGGAGGCCGGGCGCCUGCAGGCUGACUUCGGUCGUCAGUUGAACGGUGAAUUGGUGCGGCUGGCUUCCGGUGUGUUAAGAAGCGUGGUUUGGCGGGUCAUGUUUCGGAGGACGCAUGACUCGACCUUCGCCUCUCCUGAGCCCAUUGGGGAGUUGCAGCGAUGAGACAAGAUCGUAAUUGGAUCCCACCCACUGGGGAGCCAGGCGCAGCCAAUCAGAAUGACAUUUUCCCCACAAAAGGGCUUUAUUACAGACAGAAAUACUCCUCAGUUUCAUCAGCUGUCUGGGUGGCUGGUCUCAGGCAAUCCCGCAGGUGAAGAAGACGGAUGUGGAGGUCCUGGGCUGGUGUGGUUACACGUGGUCUGCGGUUGUGAGGCCGGUUGGACGUACUGCCAAAUUCUCUAAAACACUGUUGGAGGUGGCUUAUGGUAGAGAAAUUAACAUUCAAUUCUCUGGCAACAGCUCUGGUGGACAUUCCUGCAUUCAGCAUGCCAAUUGUAAUCUCCCUCAAAACUUGAGACAUCUGUGGCAUUGUGUUGUGUGACAAAACUGCACAUUUUAGAGUGGCCUUUUAUUGUCCCCAGCACAAUGUGCACCUAUGUAAUGAUCAUGCUGUUUAAUCAGCUUCUUGAUAUGCCACACCUGUCAGGAGGAUGGCUUAUCUUGGCAAAUGAGAAAUGCUCACUAACAGGGAUACAACAAAUGUACUCACCAAAUUGAGGAAAUAUGUUUUUUGUGCAUAUAAACAUUUCUGGGAUCUUAUGUCGCUCAUUAGAAAGGGACUAACACUUCUUUAUGUUGCGUUUAGUUAUUUUUGUUCAGUAUAUGUCAACAAUCCUUCCCCCAAAGGACCAUUCUAUGGAUUAAAUUGCGUGUAAAUCCCCAAAAUCAUGGUAUUUUAUGUUCUGGGUUUCACAUGGAUCACUCAAUAGUCUAGUAAAAAAAAUGUUAGAUAAAUUGUUAGCUCAACUGGUCCUGAUGUAUGGCCAACUGGUUGACAGGCUAUGUGUAUGGACAUCUGCUUAAAUGGAAGUUUGGUUUUAUCCACUGGUAUAGUUAAAUGGACACCUGGUUUGAUCCUGCAAUCAAAUUGCUGACAUUUUUUACAAGUUCUGGUUAAUUUGGACGUCUUUUCAUCUGAACAUCUGGCUGUAGGACCUUACACCAAAACUGAGCUCCGUCAUGUUGAGCUGAAGCUUUGCACAACACAGUAGAGAGAAAGUAGUGGGGGAAAAUUUGAGGAAAAACAUAACUGAGUGUGUUUCCAUGUCACCGGGAGUGAGGGAUUAUUUUGAUGAAAUGCAGCUCCUUUUUUCACAAAGAGAAAUAAGCUUCGGUGAAGUCUGGAGUAGGAGUGACAUAUCUGGGCCAAACAGUGGAGCAAACCAUCUCUGUAUGUUUUUGUGGGGGCCUGGCACUCCCAAAAUGGUGUCUCCCAGAGAAGUCACUAUAUAGGUUUAGUUCUAAAAUAGAGUUGUGUUUACAGUGGGCAGUAAUUGUGCCACAUUAAUACACAACGGGUUAUGUUUUGGCACCCCAGUAACACUUUAUUUGGAUAGUCCCAAGUCGAUAAUUUGUAGAUGUUCAAUAACUGUCAACAACAUUUCAACUAACUAUCCCGUAACCCUAGCCCUAACCUUAACCCUUAUCCUAACCCUGAAGUUAACCCUAAUCUUAACUCUUACCCUAACCCUUAUUCUAAACCUAACCCUAACCAUCACCUUGGCAAGCAGUUGCUUGUCAACAGAUAUGGGACUAUCUAAAUAAAGUGUGACCGACACCCGCUUUAUUAGAGAUACUGAAAGUCGGGGUCAUAUUACCAUACUUCCUUUCGGAUAUGUACACUCAUGCCAGUCAACAUUUUGUAGUGCCAGCUGCGUAAAACACUGCAAGAAAUACAUUUAUUGAUUCAAACCUGUUGAUCUUCAUACAGCAUCACCUAUUGGUCCACAGAUACCAUGAAGUACAGGCAUAGGACAUGUGUCGUAUUUCGCUAACUGACGUCAUUCUUACGUCAAGACCACAGCGUGUUGGGCUUCGUGCCCCUUGGUUCUUUACAGUAUUCUCGGUCUAUCCUCACGAGAUCCUUCCGUGCCGUUCGCUAACUCUCAAACAAAUCCAAAGGAACCUGGGAACAAUUGUGAUUGAUUUGGGCAAGUAUAAUGGAUACCACUAAUCACAAUAGCCAUUUAGGGCAGGCCGCAGAAUUUCCUGAUACAGAAUGUUUAGCUUCCAUUAAUUGACUUUGGGCUCAUUAAAACGGUUUCUUUCCAGUGUCAUGUGUUCAUGGCACGCACACACCAAUGAUUUAUGUGCCACAUGUGAAACUUUGACUCUGGGUGGAGCGGUGACAGUACAUUUUUUUGUUAAUCUGACAAUUCUGGCUUGGGUGAUAUCAUUUAAUCAUCAAAACAGAAUUGCUCUCACAUUUGGAUAAUUGAAAAUGGGUUCUCUUUGUAAUCUCUGUAAAUGUUGUGUGUGUGUGUGUGUGUGUGUGUGUGUGUGUGUGUGUGCGCGCACGCAUGCAUAUCUGUGCGCUUGUCUGUAGUGUGCUAGUUUGUUGUGAUGCCAGUAUGGUUAGUUGAAAUGCCUGUUGCAAUUCCUGGCAAAAGAGCCAAAGUGUAAGGUUGUCAUUUGAAAUGAGUACUGAUGGCGAUAGGAUAGAUGCAGUGGAAUUCAGGUCACUGUUGGCUUCUGCAAUGCUGUAGAAAAGUCUACAUAUGGCUGCCAUGUGCACACAAUAUGCUCACAGUGGGCCAAACCCAACCGUGGCGCUACCUCCAUACACUGCACAGUGAAAGAGAAAGAGGAAAGAAAGUGAAUGAGAGACUGACAUAAGAUGUGAGGGGAGAAAAAUAAAGAGGUUUGGGUGGGCAGCAAAUAAAGUAAAUAAUAUCUAUUGGUUGUGUUUGUAACUAACAACUAAUAAUUUCCCAAAAUAUAAGAAAAGAUAUACAGUACAACCUGAUUGUGUAUGUAUUUGUUUUGAUUGAAUGUGUGUUGUACUUCCCAAGUCUUAUGAGCUUGGAUCAUAGGCUGUUCUGGGUGGCUGUAAGUGGGGAGUGGCUUGUUGAAUCUAGCCCAGUUGGUGCGACAACAUCAAGACUAGUGGGCAUCUGGCAUGAGUAGGGGGCAGAUGACAGAUUAGUCUGUAGGCUUUCUCUCUUCCUCUCUCUUUGCCUCCCCCCUCUCUCUCUCUCUCUCUCUCUCUCUGUUUUUCUCUCUGUUUGUCUCUUUCUCUGUCUUUGUAUUUCUCUUUUUGUAUCUCUCUUCCUCUCUCUCUUUGUCUCUGUUUCCCUCUCCCACUCUCUCUGUCUUUUUCUCUUUACCCCUGUGUUUCUCUCUCUCUGUCUUUCCCCCAGCAGAGAUUAAUCUGGGGCCAUUUUAAUCCUGCCAUUCCUGACUAAUGUCCAGCCCAAGACCAGAAUCUUGAUCUUUGAUCUUUGCACCGCAACCUUCAAAGACCCCACCCCAUAAAGUACAUCAUAGUUGUUUUUAUGUACAUUCUAGUUACUAUGUUUCAUGUGACAUUAUACUCAUGUCAUUUAGCAGAUGCUCUUAUCCAGAGAGAUUUACAGUCGGUGCAUUCAACUAACUCUGAAUGUUAAAAAUCCUAACCUAACGUUUCCCCGGCUGUGGGGGAACGGUCCUUCGAGCCGGAUGAGAACAAGAAUGUGUUGCGUAACACGGGGAGAGCGGAACAGCCCUCCGCCCUGAGAGCCCAUUGGAGUGACUACCCUCAGCGGAGGCCAUGGGAUGCACCCUCCUUCCUCUUCCCUCUCUUUUCCUCUUUCCCUAGUAGUGCAUGUCUGUCCAACUGGCUUCCUUCCUUCCUUGCCCCUCCCCACCCUUUCUCUUUCUCUCUCGCUUUCUUUCUCUCUCUCUCUCUCUCUUUCUCUCUCUCUCUCUCUGGUUUCACCUCUCUUUCUCUCUCCCUUUCUCUUGCUCCCCUUAUUCCACCCCCCACCCCCCCACCUCUCCUCCCCCAUCUCCCUCACCUUCCUCUCCAGCCAACCCUCCAUGUCCUGAGCCAACCCCAUCAGCAGGGCUUGACCCAGGGCUCACUUGAACCAGAGGGGGUACACUGUGACUCAUCAAAAGGGGCUGAGGGAAGAGUAGCAGUGGGGGGAGGAAUUGUGGUGGUGGUGGAUGUAUGGGUGGAGUUGGCAAAUACCAGAGCGGUGCCAAGCCCAAGACACUGAUCUCUGACAUCUCACUGAGAUUAGACUUUUAUGGGCAGGGAGGACAUGUUCCUAGAUCAGCACUCUGAGACUCUUGAUGAAUACUGGUCCUGGGCUUGCUCCAGGGCAAAGACCUCACGGGAUAGGUUGGGAAAGAGGUCUGGGUGGUGUUCAGUAGGCAUGAAGCUGAAGAAAAUGUGCCAAAAUGGGGGAGGUACUAUCUGGACCUUGUCUGUUGCAAAACGUUUCACUACGGUGUGCCCUAAUGAAGACAGCCUUGCGGUAUUUCUCUCUGUCUCGUUCAUCUCAUUUAGUCGCUACAGCUUCCUGUUGGUCCUCCUGGGGCCUUAUAUGACUUCCUCCCAUCUUGCCUGUCUUUCCUCUCCUUUCCUGUCCAACCCUGAAUGGGCUGGAGCAGAAGGUUGUGCGUGUGCAUGUGUGUGUGCGUGCGCCACUCUUUACCAGCAAGCAAUCUCAGUCUUACCCACACACACAGGACCCAUAUGCCCAUAUACAGUGGGGAAAAAAAGUAUUUAGUCAGCCACCAAUUGUGCAAGUUCUCCCACUUAAAAAGAUGAGAGAGGCCUGUAAUUUUCAUCAUAGGUACACGUCAACUAUGACAGACAAAUUGAGAAAAAAUAAAAAAAUAAAUCACAUUGUAGGAUUUUUAAUGAAUUUAUUUGCAAAUUAUGGUGGAAAAUAAGUAUUUGGUCACCUACAAACAAGCAAGAUUUCUGGCUCUCACAGACCUAAAACUUCUUCUUUAAGAGGCUCCUCUGUCCUCCACUCGUUACCUGUAUUAAUGGCACCUGUUUGAACUUGUUAUCAGUAUAAAAGACACCUGUCCACAACCUCAAACAGUCACACUACAAACUCCACUAUGGGCAAGACCAAAGAACUGUCAAAGUACACCAGAAACAAAAUUGUAGACCUGCACCAGGCUGGGAAGACUGAAUCUGCAAUAGGUAAGCAGCUUGGUUUGAAGAAAUCAACUGUGGGAGCAAUUAUUAGGAAAUGGAAGACAUACAAGACCACUGAUAAUCUCCCUCGAUCUGGGGCUCCACGCAAGAUCUCACCCCGUGGGGUCAAAAUGAUCACAAGAACGGUGAGCAAAAAUCCCAGAACCACACGGGGGGACCUAGUGAAUGACCUGCAGAGAGCUGGGACCAAAGUAACAAAGCCUACCAUCAGUAACACACUACGCCGCCAGGGACUCAAAUCCUGCAGUGCCAGACGUGUCCCCCUGCUUAAGCCAGUACAUGUCCAGGCCCGUCUGAAGUUUGCUAGAGUGCAUUUGGAUGAUCCAGAAGAGGAUUGGGAGAAUGUCAUAUGGUCAGAUGAAACCAAAAUAUAACUUUUUGGUAAAAACUCAACUCGUCGUGUUUGGAGGACAAAUAAUGCUGAGUUGCAUCCAAAGAACACCAUACCUACUGUGAAGCAUGGGGGUGGAAACAUCAUGCUUUGGGGCUGUUUUUCUGCAAAGGGACCAGGACGACUGAUCCGUGUAAAGGAAAGAAUGAAUGGGGCCAUGUAUCGUGAGAUUUUGAGUGAAAACCUCCUUCCAUCAGCAAGGGCAUUGAAGAUGAAACGUGGCUGGGACUUUCAGCAUGACAAUGAUCCCAAACACACCGCCCGGGCAACGAAGGAGUGGCUUCGUAAGAAGCAUUUCAAGGUCCUGGAGUGGCCUAGCCAGUCUCCAGAUAUCAACCCCAUAGAAAAUCUUUGGAGGGAGUUGAAAGUCCGUGUUGCCCAGCGACAGCCCCAAAACAUCACUGCUCUAGAGGAGAUCUGCAUGGAGGAAUGGGCCAAAAUACCAGCAACAGUGUGUGAAAAGCUUGUGAAGACUUACAGAAAACGUUUGACCUGUGUCAUUGCCAACAAAGGGUAUAUAACAAAGUAUUGAGAAACUUUUGUUAUUGACCAAAUACUUAUUUUCCACCAUGAUUUGCAAAUAAAUUCAUAAAAAAUCCUACAAUGUGAUUUUCUGGAUUAUUUCUCCUCAUUUUGUCUGUCAUAGUUGACGUGUACCUAUGAUGAAAAUUAUAGGCCUCUCUCAUCUUUUUAAGCUGGAGAACUUGCACAAUUGGUGGCUGACUAAAUACUUUUUUUUCCCCACUGUACACUCGAUGACACACACACACACAUCUGUCAUCACGGCCAAGCAUCAUACCUAAAGAGAUUGAAUGGCUGAUUUUUUAGACCUCCCGCUUUGGGCUGGAUGGAAGUUGUAGUUCAAAUAUGCAUAAUCUAUGAGCAGAAUUACUGUUUUACCUCAUUUUGCCAUGAAAUCCCUAGUUUGAAAGCUACUGUUUUCUAGAUGCUGUGCAGUGUCAUUUUCCCUAGAUUUUCCCCCACGUGCGCCAGCCCCCUAGUAAUUUGAGUUUCAGCCAAUGAGCUUCAGUCCCUCGCCAUUUGAGCAACAACUAGCAAGAGGCCUGCCCAGCAUUAUCCAAUGAGGUUGCAGGGCGGGCCCAACGGCUCAGUGGACACAGCAGAGAGAGACAGCAAUGAUGUGGUGCACAUAAAUGCACAUAUGUGACGUAGUACACAAUUUUCGGGGACCACAUUCGGCUCGUGAGCGCUACUUUCAAAACUACUGGCUGAAAUUAUGCAAAUGUUUGACAGUGCAUCUUUAAGCCACACACACAUUCUCCCUGUGUUCAAUAUCUCACACCAUCAAUCAUUCCUUACCAUAAUCACUCAUCCACAUGUACUCCUAUAUGCACACACCUCACACCUACUCACACACACCUUUUCCUUCCCUUACCAUUUCCUCUCCACGUCUAUCUCUCUCUCUCUCUCUCUCUCUCUCUCUCUCUCUCUCUCUCUCUCUCUCUCUCUCUCUCUCUCUCUCUCUCUCUCUCUCUCUCUCUCUCUCUCUCCACACACACUUGCACACAAAAUUAACAAAACUAACACACAAUCUUAUCCUUUUGUCCACUUUCUUAUCAGGCCUGCUCAGCUCAGAAUUAUUUAGUCUCAUUGACGGGUCUAAGUAGCAGUCUAUCAUAGGGGGAAAAAAGUAAGCAUUGAACAAGUAAGCCUUGUCCAAGCCAGAAUUGCCAAUAGAGCAUCUCCUGUUUCUGUAGUGUGAGGCAGCUUGAUGUACAAGUACGCCCUCUGGACAGGACACUAGUCUUUCGCAUGGCCUUAACCCCAAUCUAUUUCAUUAAUGCUAAGUGCCAAGCAGAAAGGCAUCAGAUCCCAUUUUUAGAGGAUUUGGUAUGACUCGACUGGGGAUUGAACCCCCAACCUUCCAAUUUCAGGCGGACACUCUAAUCACAAGGCCACUGAAGAUGGUUUGUCUCUCCUCGAACUACUGAUAAAAUAAUCUACUCUCAUACUGUACAUCACGUCACACAGACCCGACCCUUCUAAUCCUUCAAUGCUUCAAUGUGGUAUACUAGAGGGAAUAUGAAAGUUUCAGCUUCUGUUGUAUCCAUUUCUACACCGGUGUGUGGAUCAUCUCACUGCAGACAGUUCAUGAGUUCCUCAGCAGUGGGACAAAGGAAUGAAUGACAGAUAUUCGAGUAGCUAGCUAGCUUAUCCUUUGUGGACAGACUACAUAACAUCAAUUGUAUCGUAACAUCUGUCAACAGUAGUUGUUUUGGCUCGCAGGUUUUUCGUCACUGGUUAUUUUGACAAAUCACAAUUAAGUGGGUGUGCAUGUCUUUCGGAAUUGGGAAGGGGAGGGGGCCCGUAGACUUGACUGAAACUUGCAGAGAGAGGGGGGAGGCGCUACCGCCCUGCUUCUGCUCCUCGUUCUAGCAUAUUUUCGUUCUAGCAUCUUCCCCCAGAACUUAAUCGAGUAACUGACGCAAUUAUACAAGAUUUCAGUUAUUGAUUUCCGAGAAUACUAGCUAGCUAACUCGCAUGUCAUAUCCAAUGUGCUUGAUACCCGUUUUAAUUUCUAACAUUAUUCAAUUAGGUUUUUAGCUGAAAUAUGAAUAUCAGUUGGUGUUACGAAAGGCCAGGUAUGUAUUUUUCUUUUUCCGACAGCAGGUGUAUCAAUAUUAGCUUUGGUUUAUGUGAAUUCCACAGGAGCACGGGCCAAUGUGGGGGCAUACCAGUGAAGGGGUGCAGGAGGUUUUUUCGAUUCUCAGAUUCGGUUUUGGAGGGUUGGGGUGCCACUGGUCAUGAGGAAAGCCAUGUGAUUUUUUUUAGGGGGGUUGUGGUGUAACUGUGCACACUCGCUCUCUCUCUCUGCCUCUCUCGCUCACUCUCUCUCUGCCUCGCUCGCUCUCUCUCGCUUUCUCUCGCUCUCGCAAUCUCUCACCCAAUCUUUUUAUUUUUUUUAUUUAACCUUUAUUUAACUAGGCAAGUCAGUUAAGAACAAAUCAUUCUACCUACGUAGUACACAACUUUUGACCAGGGUCCAUAGGGUUCUCGUCAAAAGUUGUGCACUAUGUAGGGAAUAGCAUGCCAUUUGGGAUGCAGCCCAGGCCUGGCGAGGUCAUAAACAGGAGGCGGGGGCUGAGUGGAGGAACAGGAGAGGAUAAGCUCACCGGGCCUCUUUCCCAUCUGGUUAUAAUCCAGGGGUCUUUUCCCACUGAUUCCCGAACUCGCCAGAUCAUCUCGAAAACAUCAGUGGUUUGGACACCGGGGCUCUGACCCGUGAGUAGGCAAUCAGCCCAGAACAUCAGAGUUUGUGUUUUUCCUCUCCCGAUCCCAAUUUCAUUCUGUAGUUUAUAAGUCUGCAGAGAAUGCAUUUCAGAAUGGGUUUCUGGUGCAGGGCUGAACUGUAUGAGGACUGAAAGCUAUGUGUGUAUCCCAAAUGGCACCCUAUGCCUCAUAUAGUGCACUACUUAAACUAGUAAACAUAAUCUAUUGCAAUAAUGCAUUAGUCUGGCGCAGCAGUAACACUCCUGACUCCGGACUACACAUACCCUCCAUGGCCACGGGAGUUUGAGCCUCGGCUUCGCUGACUGUCUGUGCCCUUCCUACCUGUUUCUCCUCCUCCUUUGUCUAUCCCCAUGUCUCACGUCCUACUAUCCUAUCUAAAACUUCACUAAAAUAUGCAAGGAAGUUUGGACCUCCGUUCUCACCCAAAAAUAUAAUCAUAAUAAUGUCAUUGUAAUACCUAAUCUGCUCUUAAAGAGAGAGUUCUCCCAAAUUACAAAUGUACAUAUUGGUUUCCUUACCCUGCAAGCAGUCAUUGGACAGAAUAUGACAGCAAGCCAUGCCUUGGUUUUGUUUACCUGGCCACUGUUUCAAAUGCUAAAUUGUUUGCAUUUGUGGCACAAAUCCAAUGAAAGUCAAUGGUACCUAUAUUAUCAUUUUCGCGCUUGUCCAUAUAAUCUAUAAGUAACUUCUUUGAGUUAGACAAAACAUUUUUAGAUACUUAACAAAGGAUGAUUUGGACAUGAAUUGUAAAAAAAAAAAAACAGCCAGACUAAACUGAAUUACCUGUACAAAUAAAGGUGAAAUAAGAUACAAUUAAAAAGUUAUAUUCCUUCCUAUGUCUACUGCAUUUCUGCAGUUGGCUCUCCCAUUGAAAUGCCUGGCUUAGAGGGGAUGCCACUCCUAUCAGUGGCUGCUUAGAAUGCCGGCCAUGUCCUCCCAGCUGAAUAGCUGAAGACAGCUCCUCUGAAUCCCCUGGCAGUCCUAUGUUUUGUUUUCUUGUAUAUAAAAUAAUCUUGUAAUUCAGAUUCUGUAAUUGUACAUUUUUAUAAACUUUUUACUAUUGUUUAUUAAAUUUAACCCCAUUUUCUCCCAAUGUCGUGAUAUCCAAUUGGUAGUUACGACCUUGUCUCAUUUCGACAACUACCCAACGGGCUCGGGAGAGGCGAAGAUCGGGACAUGCGUUCUUCGAAACCCUAAGGCCUGCUCGCAUGCUAGCUGUGCCACUAGAGAUCCUGGUUCGAAUCCAGGCCUGUCGUAGCCGGCCGCGACCGGAGACCCAUGGGCGGCACAUCACAAUUGGCCCACGUCGUCCAGGUAGGGAGGAUUUGGCCGGCAGGGGAUGUACUCAGUGGUAGAGCAUGGCGUUUGCACGCAGGGUUGUGGGUUCGAUAAAAUAAUAUGCACAACUGUAGUCGCUCUGGAUAGAGCGUCGCUAAAUGACUAAAUGUAAUGUAAAAUGAACAUGCUCUGCCAAGCCGCGCUGCUUCUUAACACACUGGCCGUUUAUCCCGGAAGUGAGCUAAACCAAUGUGUUGUAAUUGAACAUUUGAACCCUGAUGCUAUGCUUAACAAUAAAACAUGAAUCCCCUGGCUUUGCUUGUCCAGGCCCAGACCCCAACCUCAGAUGGGGCCCGGUUGGGGGGCUGGUUGCAUGGUUGACAUCAUGGCAACCUAGUCAUUAUGGCCCAGAUUAGUGGAGAGUGGACCACAAAGCCUGGCUCUUUAACAUCUCCUCCUCUACCCUCUCUCUCUCUCUCUCUCUCUCUCUCUCUCUCUCUAUCUGUCCCUCUUUCUUUUCUCUCUACUUCUAGAGGGCUCUUUCCAAGACUUGGCUUACUUUCUUCCAUGGCUGAGAUUCAUUUCCUUAGCUCAUAUGCAUUUCAAAAGUCUCCGGGAGGGAAGCACCUUGUUCCAGGGUGAACAAAUGGACACCGCAUUGAAUACUAAACCCAUCAGAGGUGUCGCGGCAGGUUUGUUGCGACAAUCGGAUGAAUGACAUACUGACUCAUUGUUGAAUUUACGGGCUGACUGGCAUUAAACGUUGAGUGUAUUGUUGCUUAACACUAGAACCGCUGGGCCUCGAGGGACCCCCCUUCAAGCUAAUGAGCAGUCAUUCUGACUGCAACAUUCUAACUGUGUAAUUAAUACAUUUCAUAUAUGCUAUCGCAAAAAUAAUUAUUUGGUUGUGUUUAUGAAGGUUUUAGGUAACAUUAGAACACAAUAGCAUUUUCAUUAGUUUAUGACCCUGUAGGGUAUACAGUAUGUAAAAACAAAAAACAUAUGUGUUGGAACGCGGUAAAAGCGUAUUUUUAUAACAACAAAAAACAUUUAUACCCCAACCACAGUCAGCAAGACGUGCGGUCAAAUUAUGAAAACAUCAGUAGCCUAAAGAUCAUUAUAAGCGCCAAAUGUGCUUGAUAAAUAGUGAAAUUUAGCACAAAAGCAAUGAUGCCAUUAUAAUGAAUAUUUGUCGAUAUGACAGCAGUAAAAAAUAGUAAAUUAUUGUUAGCUCGUGCUUACGUGAUGUGCUUCUUCACGCAUUUGCAUCAGUUGGAGAAUGUCCAUGUCACAUAAACAACAAAAGCUGGUGAGUGUGUUGCUGAUGUUUUUUUGCAUUUUGUAGGGUCUGCUCUCUCAGUGAUGACAUUUUGUGCUGUUAAUCAGCCCGGCUCGUUCUAUCCAAAAGGUGCCGCCCCUUCCUCUCUCCUGUCUCACCGUUUCAUUUGGUGGUGGCGUGGGCACCUGCUCAGUGCGCACUGUUCUGGCUUUUUUUGCGCUUAGGCUUUGGAGGUGUAGGUUCAGGCUGAGGCUCAGAAUCAGAAGAAUAAUCAUCAGAGAUGUCAUGAUUCAUUUCUUCCCAAACAUCAGAGUCGUUUUCAUUCAGAUUUUGUCAAUUGUGUACUCCAAGUAGGCCAGAGUAGACUGAGAAGACUUCAUUCACAAUUGGUGAUUACGUAAUUAUGCAUCGUUCACUUCCCCUCGCUCAUCAACUCACCCAUUCUCCCCCCUUUCUCCCCCAUCAUACUUUACUUCAUGUUAUUUAAUCUGUUAUUAUACUAUAUGUGUGAAAUUAUAGUUUAGGUUCAGUUUUGAGGCAAUUAUCAGGGUGAUUAUAAACUGUGCACGGCACUUUCAACGGUCGGGAGAAGGAGGGGCAACGGGGGUAAACCAUUCAAAAAAAGACAUGCCCUCCUAAAACUGGUUAUAAACAGUGUGUUAUAUAGACUUAUUUAGGAAAAUUCAAGGACGGAGGGGGGCAUACUUUAAAAAUGGCAGACUCAGAGUAAUAAAACAAUACAAUUCAUGAGCAGUCCAAAUGACUGCUUUAGCGGUUCUAGUGUUAAUGAGUUAUACAGUAUGUAAUUCUUGACAUAUCAUUAUGAAGCCUCAAAACAAUACAUUAGAUAAUCCUAUAACUGAUUACUUAAUUCCUUGAUUGAUGGAUUGAUUGUGACUGACUGAUUGAUUCAUUGCCUUUUCUGUUGUCACAGGAUGAAUUGGACCUGACAGACAAGAACAGGGAGGCAAUGUUUGCUCUACCCGCCGAGAAGAAAUGGCAGAUCUACUGCAGCAAGAAGAAGGUGAGUUCUGACAUACACACACACACACACACACACACACACACACACACACACACACACACACACACACACACACACACACACAGAACAUUAUUUAAAAUCAACAACAUUUAUCCCAUUUCCCUUAGUUGAAUAGACACGCACAUACACACACACACACGCUAUAUCCAACCUCAUCUCUUGAACAGACUGUUCCUUCGUGCAGCUUCAGAUUGUCAACACACUGUCUGAAAGGGGGGAACAUUUUGGUUAGACCUCCCUUUCACCCCUCUCUCUUGCCAUAACGUCCCUCCUUUCUCGAUCCAUAACAGUGCCGGUUUACUCUGUGGUCAGGUCUCCGUGAGGAAAAUACAUUCUCGAUAUAAAAAAGUGAGCUUGGGCCCCUUCCUCAACAGCAAAUGAAAUAAAUACACAGGGUUUGCUUUCCAAAUGGCACCCUAUUCCCUAUGUAGUGCACUACUUUUGAACAGAGCCUGGGCUCGGGCGCAAUUUGGGAUGUAGACAUGGGCAAAGCACAUGCAUUUUUUGACCGUGCACAUGCGCUCCUGUGUAGCCUUUUGGGGGCCCUAAGAGAGAUUUAAUUUCCUGCAAUUCUACACAUUUUGCCAUGGGCAGUAAAGACAACUUAGCAAUUUUAUAACAAAUGUCAUGGAUUUCUACUCAUUUUGCCAUGGGGCAGAGAGAAAAAAAUGGCAGUUUUACAGCUAAUUUCCUGCAAUUCGACACAUUUUGUGAUGACUAAUGCCAUGUUAAUAUGAUAUGUAAGUGAGAAUGACUAACAAAAUCAGUGGUGACCCCCUGGAGGUCAAGGCCCCUGGGCACGUGCCCAGUGUGCCCGGUCGGUGUUCCACCAUGAUUACUACAAGUUUAGAUAGCUGUCUAGACUAACUACCAAUCUAAAAAUUGUUAGCUGAUAUUGCUAAUUGAGUGACUGUUAAUGACUUACAUAACAUGAGAAAAAUGGCUGAUUCAUAACCAAAUUUCUAAAUUGCACCUGGUGUAUUCUACUAUUCUAACAGUCAAUAGUAAGUAAAUGGUCUGGUCCCCAAGUGGGCGGGGGCCCUAAGCGACCGCUUAUGCCUAGAACUGUCCCUGUGUGUAGGAUUUCUAUACCCCUGGAAGGUUGGAACUACUGGAAAGAAAGACAUGGGCCUUUUCUCAAUUGGAUUUCAUAGACUCCUCACGUCCUCUCCUCCCGUCCUCUAUAGUUAGGUGAACGGAAGAGUUAACUCCUCUUCUCAAUAUUUUUGUUUUAUAGAUAAAAGGAUAAGUAGCUAUCAUUUUAAAAAUGUUUACAAAUUUUUCUCCUUUGAGAAAACAACAGCGGUUUCAAAGGGUGUGUAGCUGAUUUCAAAGCUCUUCCACGGUAGGAUACACCUGAGCAUCCUCCGCUGGAGGAGGCAAUCGAAGAGAGGAGGAAACUCCUCUGUUCACCUAUUAAUUCAUUUACACUCUUCCACAUAUGGCGACAACUUAGCGGUUUGAGGGUCAUGGAGGAGAGGAGGACUAAGGAGUCGAGAAGAGGACAAACUGUUACCCAAUUGAGAAAAGGCCAUAUUUAGGAGAAGAGUUUGAAGGACUGAAUGGUGUUUUAGAAGAAACGCAUGUCAAAUGCUAUCAAAUACUUGAGCCUGCUCCUGAUUUAGUUUGGAAUAUUCCCAAAAGUGCAAAUACACCUAAAUCAAGUGCACCUCAAAUACUUUUAAGUGUGUAUUUGUAUUUGACCAAGGUCUGUACCGAUUGCAAGACAAGAAGGCUUCGACACCUCAGAUUUAUUCAAAAUUGUAUCAAAAUUGAUUCAAAACUGACACACUCUUUGUACAGUAAUAGUCAUACACACUCCAACAAAUGUAGACCGGUUAAACAGUGAGUAUCUAGGAGUGGAGGGUUUAAGACUGAGGUUCUAGGAGUGAGGGUCUAGGAGUGAGGGUUUAUUUCUGAGGUUCUAGGAUUGAAGGUCUAGGAGUGAGGGUUAAGUCUCUUUGUUCCUUCCCUGGCUCCCCAGUCAAAACCCAUUUCCUUUGUGAGUCUCCUGUACUAAAUCAGCCGGACGCAGAGCCAGGAAACAUAGGCCAGGACCAAGGAACAAGUCAGAACAGAAACAAGGAGUACACACCAAACACACCUCUCAUUCAUAGGCAGCCAGGGGUAAUGGAGAAUAGGGAAAUGGGGGAGAAGAACAGCACCACCGACUGCUUAGAAUGCAGGACGAUGUGUACGCAAACACACACAAACACACACACACACACGUACACACACACACUUAAUCACACACAGAGACAUACGGACAUAUGCAGGCACGCAUGCAGGCAGGCACGCACGCAUGCAGGCAUGCACACACACACACACACACACACAAAGCAGCCAUUGUUUGGUCGAAAUGACAGUGAUUUUAAUGCGAAGUACCUCAGAGCCAUAGCACGGAUUAGGGAAACUUUCCUUCCCUCAGUCUCUAGAAACAGUGGCCCUCUUGUUAUUUGGGCCAAACCAGCAGCUGCUGUUGUUGCUGUUGUUGUUGUUGUUUUUGCCUGUAUGAUAACAUUAGGAAAGCCAAUAAGAGUUUUCUGAGUAACUCAAGUCCACUUUACAAAUGUAGCUGUAAAACUGCAGUGUAGUGCGGUUUAGGAUCUUGAACUUAAAAUAUCGGUAUAUUUUUAAAGUAUUUUUGGAUUUUAUUGAACUGAUAGAAAGAAGAUUACAGUGGGGAAAGAGAGAGAGAGGUUAGUAGCCCGGAUUCGAACCUAUGCCAACACCAUAGACAUGUGUACCGGAGGCUGCAGCAUUACCACUACACACAGGAUGCAGUGGAGGCUCCUUAGAGGAGGAAGGGGAGUAACCAUCAUCCUCAGUGAAUUUCCUAAAAAUAUAUAUUGUAAAACAUUAAAAAAGUUAUCCUUUUUAGAUAAAACAAAUAAUUGAUUAAAACACACUAUUUUGCAAAUAAGGUCUACAGUAGCCUCAACAGCACUCUAUAGGGUAGCACCGUGGUGUAGCCGGAGGACUGCUAGCUUCCGCCCUCCUCUGGGUACAUUGACUUCAAAAUAAAAUCUAGGAGGCUCAUGGUUCUCACCUCCUUCCAUAGACUCACACAGUAACUUCCGGAGGACAUCCUCCAGCCUAUCAGAGCUCUUGCAGCAUGAACUGACAUGUUGUUCACCCAAUCAAAGGAUCAGAUAAUUAAUCUAGUACUGAAAGCAUAAGCUACAGCUAGCUAGCACCGCAGUGCAUAAAAUGUGAUGAGUAGUUGACUCAAAGAGAGAGAAAGACAAUAGUUAUUUUUUAUUUUUUUCUCCCCAAUUUCGUGAUAUCCAAUUGGUAGUUACAGUCUUGUCCCAUCGCGGCCACUCCCCUACGGAGGGCAAAGGUCGAGAGUCAUGCGUCCUCUGAAACAUGACCCUGCCAAGCCGCACUGCUUCUUGACGACACUGCUCGCUCAACCCGGAAGCCAGCCGCACCAAUGUGUCGGAGGAAACACCGUACAACUGGCGACCGUGUCAGCGUGCAUGUGCCCGAGAAGCAGGGAGAAAUAGAGAAACAUUUUUUUUUCACUUAUUUAGCUAGCAAAUGCAGCUAGCUAGUUUAGCCUACCGAAACACCCUACUCUAACAGAGGGAUGCUACGUUAGCUAGCUGGCUAUGACUAUCCAACACAACACUGGAACUCUUCCAGGUCAAGGUAAGCUUUUGGUUUUACUAAUUUACUGCCACCGGGGCCCGCCGAUGUAACUGCUUACUGACUCUACACUGUAACGUUCCUGAUUGAUUGUAGCGGGUUUACUAACGCGUAAGUUCUAUUAGCUAUGCUGACUAUGAUGUUGCUUUAGCUAAUAUGGUGACAAUGAUGUAGGCUGUGUGUAGUAGAAAGUUAUUUUUUGCUUGGUCACAUACAGCUGAUGUGUUGUGCAUUGAAGUCCACAAGCGAAGGUGAGAGGAGGAGAGUGCAUAUAUGCGAGAAGGAAUACAACGUGGCUGCUAUGAAAGUGAACUGUGUAUACGCGUGAUCGGGGUGUAUUGAUUCCGCCGAUUCUGUUGAAAAAACUUUUCUUAAACUGAAGCAAAUGGAACAAAAUGGGGGUAAACAUCCCUGAAUUUGUCCAAUAGAAACUCUUGUUUGCAACUGUUGGACUAAUGAUUACACCCUAUAUCACAGGGGUACUCAACUCUUACCCUACGAGGUCCGGAGCCUGCAGGUUUUCUGUUCUACCUGAUAAUUAAUUGCACACACCUGGUGUCACAGGUCCCUGACUGAAAAAUGCAGUGCAACUGGAUUCGAGGUCCAGAAUUGACUCUGAGGGCUUUAUCAGCUAGAUGCAGGCAAGAGUGUGCAAGGCGGUUUUGAAAGUCACUGUCUGUCCAUGUGUCACAGUCUGUCACCUCAAAUUUGUCUCUUGACAUAUGUGCACCUACGUUGUAAAAUGUUAUUCAUAGGCUAGGUUGUAACAAUCUCAUGAUGGCUAUAGGGAAAAUUUGAGUAUCAUUUAGUAGCCUAAACCUAUCGCUGUUACAUUGAACUGGGUGGAUGGAAUAUGAAUGACAGUCAUCCAAUAUGAUGUAAUAGAAAUAAACCCAUGCUCGUGAAAAACAAAUCAUCCUCCCUCAUCUUAAACGGCACUGACCACAACUGACAGGAUGUUGAUCUUAUGGGCAAUCACUAUAUCUUAAACCUUCUUUAGGUAGGGAAAGGCUCCAAUAGAACACACACAGUUACACAAUGGCUAGUGACAAUCCACUGAUUUGGAUUCUGAUCUGCUUCAAACUGGCAACAUGUUUAAAUGGGCAAUCUUCUUUUUUUUUUUAAGGUAGAUUGUAACUUCCAUCAAUGUAAUUGUCUGCAUCACUUCCAAACCCCCAUAUGUUUUGUUUCUCACAAAUAUAUAAAUAUAUAUAUAUAUAUAUAUAUAUAUAUAUAUAUAUAUAUAUGCACAUACAUACAUAUAAAUACAUAUACAUACAUAUAUACAUAUCCUUUCUUUUAAAUAUAGUUCCCCUUUCCAACCCCACCACCCAUUCCCUAAUUGGAGUAAACUAGUGAACAACAACGCUUAGGCCUCUACUUCCAGUUUAUACAUACUAUGGGGCGGCAGGUAGCUUAGUGGUUAAGAGCAUUGUGCCAGUAACCGAAAGGUCGCUGGUUGUAAUCCCUGAGCCGACUAGGUGAAAAAUCUGUUGAUAUGCCCUUGAGCAAGGCACUUAACCCUAAUUGCUCCUGUAAGUCGCUCUGGAUAAGAGCGUCUGCUAAAUGACUAAAAUGUAAUGUAAAUGUAAUAUACAUUUUAUGGACACAGUCAAUUUUACAAUAAUUAUAUUUUGUUUGUUUUUACUCCUGAACUUCCUCUACCCUCAACAUCUCCGAUCAUUUUCAUGAUGUCUAUCCGGUUUGCUUCUAUAUGUCAUAUCUUUAACUGUGCUCUUUCACAAAAGCUCUCAAACUAUAACCUAUAUAGCUUGAAACCUGAACGUGUUCACCCCCCUUGGCAUUUUUCCUAUUUUGUUGCCUUACAACCUGGAAUGAUAAUGGAUUUUUGUGGGGUUUGUAUCAUUUGAUUUACACAACAUGCCUACCACUUUGAAGAUGCAAAAUAUGUUUUAUUGUGAAACAAACAAGAAAUUAGACAAAAAAAUCUGAAAACUUGAGCUUGCAUAACUAUUCACCUCCCCCAAAGUCCAUACAUUGUAGAGCUACCUUUUGCAUAAAUUACAGCUGCAAGUCUCUUGGGGUAUGUCUCUAUAAGCUUGGCACAUCUAGCCACUGGGAUUUUUGCCCAUUCUUCAAGGCAAAACUGCUCCUGCUCCUUCAAGUUGGAUGGGUUCCGCUUGUGUACAGCAAUCUUUAAGUCAUACCACAGAUUCUCAAUUGGAUUGAGGUCUGGGCUUUGACUAGGCCGUUCCAAGACAUUUAAAUGUUUCCCCUUAAACCACUAAAGUGUUGCUUUAGCAGUAUGCUUAGGGUCAUUGUCCUGCUGGAAGGUGAACCUCUGUCCCAGUCUCAAAUCUCUGGAAGACUGAAACAGGUUUCCCUCAAGAAUUUCCCUGUAUUUAGCGCCAUCCAUUAUUCAUUGAAUUUUGACCCGUUUUCCAGUCACUGCCGAUGGAAAAACAUCCCCACAGCAUGAUGCUACCACCACCAUGCUUCAAUGUGAGGAUGGUGUUCUCUGGGGUUAUGAGAGGUGUUGGGUUUGCGCCAGACAUAGCGUUUUCCUUGAUGGCCAAAAAGCUCAGUUUUAGUCUCAUCUGACCAGAGUACCUUCUCCCACAUCCCUUUUGGCGAACACCAAAUGUGUUUGCUUAUUUUUUUCUUUAAGCAAUGGUUUUUUUCUUUCCACUCUUCCGUAAAGCCCAGCUCUGUGGAGUGUAUGGCUUAAAGUGGUCGUAUGGACAGAUACUCCAAUCUCCGCUGUGGAGCUUUGCAGCUCCUUCAGGGUUAUCUUUGGUCUCUUUGUUGCCUCUGAUUAAUGCCCUCAUUGCCUGGUCCAUGAGUUUUGGUGGGCGGUCCUCUCUUGGCAGGUUUGUUGUGGUGCCAUAUUCUUUCAAUUUUUUUAUAAUGGAUUUAAUGGUGCUCCGUAGGAUGCAACCCUGAUAACCCAACCUAGAACUGUACUUUUCCACAACUUUGUCCCUGACUUGUUUGGAGAGCUCCUUGGUCUUCAUGGUGCCGCUUGCUUGGUAGUGCCCCUUGCUUAGUGGUGUUGCAGACUCUGGGGCCUUUCAGAACAGGUGUAUAUAUACUGAGAUCAUGUGACAGAUCAUUUGACACUUAGAUUACAGGUUGUAAUGCAACACAAUAGGAAAAACACCAAGGAGGAUGAAUACUUUUGCAAGGCACUGUACUUACAGUGGGGGAAAAAAGUAUUUAGUCAGCCACCAAUUGUGCAAGUUCUCCCACUUAAAAAGAUGAGAGAGGCCUGUAAUUUUCAUCAAAGGUACACGUCAACUAUGACAGACAAAUUGAGAUUUUUUUUCUCCAGAAAAUCACAUUGUAGGAUAUUUUAUGAAUUUAUUUGCAAAUGAUGGUGGAAAAUAAGUAUUUUGUCACCUACAAACAAGCAAGAUUUCUAGCUCUCACAGACCUGUAACUUCUUCUUUAAGAGGCUCCUCUGUCCUCCACUCGUUACCUGUAUUAAUGGCACCUGUUUGAACUUGUUAUCAGUAUAAAAGACACCUGUCCACAACCUCAAACAGUCACACUCCAAACUCCACUAUGGCCAAGACCAAAGAGCUGUCAAAGGACACCAGAAACAAAAUUGUAGACCUGCACCAGGCUGGGAAGACUGAAUCUGCAAUAGGGAAGCAGCUUGGUUUGAAGAAAUCAACUGUGGGAGCAAUUAUUAGGAAAUGGAAGACAUACAAGACCACUGAUAAUCUCCCUCGAUCUGGGACUCCACGCAAGAUCUCACCCCGUGUGGUCAAAAUGAUCACAAGAACGGUGAGCAAAAAUCCCAGAACCACACGGGGGGACCUAGUGAAUGACCUGCAGAGAGCUGGGACCAAAGUAACAAAGCCUACCAUCAGUAACACACUACGCCGCCAGGGACUCAAAUCCUGCAGUGCCAGACGUGUCCCCCUGCUUAAGCCAGUACAUGUCCAGGCCCGUCUGAAGUUUGCUAGAGUGCAUUUGGAUGAUCCAGAAGAGGAUUGGGAUAAUGUCAUAUGGUCAGAUGAAACCAAAAUAUAACUUUUUGGUAAAAGCUCAACUUGUCGUGUUUGGAGGACAAAGAAUGCUGAGUUGCAUCCAAAGAACACCAUACCUACUGUGAAGCAUGGGGGUGGAAACAUCAUGCUUUGGGGCUGUUUUUCUGCAAAGGGACCAGGACGACUGAUCCGUGUAAAGGAAAGAAUGAAUGGGGCCAUGUAUCGUGAGAUUUUGAGUGAAAACCUCCUUCCAUCAGCAAGGGCAUUGAAUAUGAAACAUGGCUGGGUCUUUCAGCAUGACAAUGAUCCCAAACACACUGCCCGGGCAACGAAAGAGUUGCUUCGUAAGAAGCAUUUCAAGUGCCUGGAGUGGCCUAGCCAGUCUCCAGAUCUCAACCCCAUAGAAAAUCUUUGGAGGGAGUUGAAAGUCUGUGUUGCUCAGCGACAGCCCCAAAACAUCACUGCUCUAGAGGAGAUCUGCAUGGAGGAAUGGGCCAAAAUACCAGCAACAGUGUGUGAAAACCUUGUGAAGACUUACAGAAAAUGUUUGACCUGUGUCAUUGCCAACAAAGGGUAUAUAACAAAGUAUUGAGAAACUUUUGUUAUUGACCAAAUACUUAUUUUCCACCAUAAUUUGCAAAUAAAUUCAUUAAAAAUCCUACAAUGUGAUUUUUCAGGAAAUUUUUUUCCUCAAUUUGUCUGUCAUAGUUGACGUGUACCUAUGAUGAAAAUUACAGGCCUCUCUCAUCUUUUUAAGUGGGAGAACUUGCACAAUUGGUGGCUGACUAAAUACAUUUUUUUCCCCACUGUAGGUUGAAAAUGUCAGUGAAGACACUUCCCAGCUGGUCAGCCCAUGCUCUGAGUACACGUCCUGGUAUUCCAUCUGGCCCCACAGCCUUGUGAAUGUUAACCUGUUUAAUGGUCUUACUCAUACAUGCUAUGGAGAGUGAGAUCACACAGUCCUCCGGAACAGCUGGUGCUCUCAUGCAUGGUUCAGUGUUGCUUGCCUCGAAGCGAUUAUUGAAGGCAUUUAGCUCGUCUGGUAGGCUUGCGUCGCUGGGCAGCUCACGGCUGGGUUUCCUUUUGUAAUCCGUGUUAGUUUGCAAGCCCUGACACAUCCGUUGAGCAUCAGAGCCGGCGUAGUGGGAUUCGAUCUUAGUCCUGUAUUGAUCCUUUGCCUUUUUGAUGGCUCGUUCGUAGGUCGUAGCGGGAUUUCUUAUAAUGUCCGGAUUAGUGUCCCGCUCCUUGAAAGCGUCAGCUCUAGCCUUUAGCUCAGUGCGGAUGUUGCCUGUAAUCCAUGUCUUCUGGUUGGGGUAUGCACGUUUGGUCACUGUGGGGACGUCGUUGUCAAUGCACUUAUUGAUGAAGCCAGUGAUCUUUGUGGAUGGUUUGUUCUCUGUAGAGGCAGCUUCACUCACGGCUGUCUCAGCCCAAGGGGUUCAGCCAGAGCCCUAGCAUCUCACUGAAGGCCUGGGAACACAGUUAAAGGAACCGACUAGCGCUCCAUUAACCAGAGAAUGGGAGAAACACUUCAGGCCGUUGCGGAGUUAGCCAGGGGUCGACAUCAGCCCGUUCCAGAGCUAACAGCUUGCCUGGCUACAGAAAUCAGUGAAUGAGCGAGUUGGAGUGAGUUAGGGCCAAAACCAGUAGUUCGGCACUUCAGAAGACUUGAAAGUGAAAUGGGCUCCCUACGAUCUUGGAACACGUGUGUGUGUGUGCACUUCUGUGUGUGUGUGUGCUCGCGUGUGUGUGCAUGUGUAAUGGGGUCGUGAUUUGGCAGAUAUUGAAGUUGGCAGAGACCAACCAAUGCAGUGGUCUUCCAAUGUUGAUUUUAUAAAAAUAGAUUAGCUGAAGUAAGAAUGAGGUUAAGACGGAAACAAACACAAGAAACUCCUAUGGCAUUUUAGAAUUCCUUUUAGAGAGACCCUUAUGUCUUGGCUAUGAUAUGUCUUGGUUAUGAUAUGAAGCUGUGUUUGAGAUUUCUUGAUUGAUUUGAUUAGGAUAACACAGAAAAUUAAUUGACAACACACCUUGAAGGGAGCACAGUAAGAUGAAAAAAAAUAAAACAUGUAUAUAAACCAUACGUGGUCCUUGAGUACCUCAUAUUCCAAGUUUUCUACAGCUGUUUCUACAACUGUUUAGAACUUGAAUAUGGUGUUGAAUGAACAGUGAAAGGAACUUGACUUCUUUCUUUUUUUACACAGUUUUAUUGGUGGAAAAAUAAACGUAUACAUAUUUACAUAUUUCACAUUUCCUUCAACUUGUUGACUGGUGUUUGCAUGUUGAUAAAGUGAUGGUAUGGUGCUUUAAUAGAAUACUACCAUACCACACACAGAGGAAUUGAUAAAGCGAUGGUAUGGUAGUUUAAGCUAGAUAAAUGUUUUUUUGCAUUGGAUGCGAUCUGCCAACUUUUGUCUUUAGCGUCCGAACAGUUUGUGAUACACAGUAAUAUGACCCCUCUGUGGAAAGGUGAGACUCUUGAACACAUACAUGUCAGUUGUUUUGCUCUAGGGCGCCCAUAGGCCUCACAAGACUUGUCUGAAGUUCCUCCGGAACCAGUGGAAAAAAUGAAUGGAAGUACAGUUGAAGUCAGAAGUUUACAUACACUUAGGUUGGAGUCAUUAAAACUCGUUUUUCAACCACUCCACAAAUGUCUUGUUAACAAACUAUAAUUUUGGCAAGUCGGUUAGGACAUCUACUUUGUGCAUGACACAAGUAAUUUUUCCAACAAUUGUUUACAGACAGAUUAUUUCACUUAUAAUUCACUGUAUCACAAUUCCAGUGGGUCAGAGGUUUACAUACACUGAGUUGACUGUGCCUUUAAACAGCUUGGAAAAUCCCAGAAAAUGAUGUCAUGGCUUUAGAAGCUUCUGAUAGGCUAAUUGACAUCAUUUGAGUCAAUUGGAGGUGUACUGUGGAUGUAUUUCAAGGCCUACCUUCAAACUUAGUGCCUCUUUGCUUGAUAUUAUGGGAAACCAAAUGAAAUCAGCCAAGACCUCAGAAAAAAAAGUAGACCUCCACAAGUCUAGUUCAUACAAAUGCCUGAAGGUACGACAUUCAUCUGUACAAACAAUAGUACGCAAGUAUAAACACCAUGGGACCACGCAGCCGUCAUACCGCUCAGGAAGGAGACACUUUGGUGCGUAAAGUGCAAAUCAAUCCCAGAACAACAGCAAAGUACCUUGUGAAGAUGCUGGAGGAAACAGGUACAAAAGUAUCUAUAUCCACAGUAAAACGAGUCCUAUAUUGACAUAACCUGAAAGGCCGCUCAGCAAGGAAGAAGCCACUGCUCCAAAACCGCCAUAAAAAAGCCAGACUACGGUCUGCAACUGCACUUGGGGACGAAGAUCGUACUUUUUGGAGAAAUGGCCUCUGGUCUGAUGAAACCAAAAAUAGAACUGUUUGGCCAUGAUGACCAUCUUUAUGUUUGGAGGAAAAAGGGGGGGCUUGCAAGCCGAAGAACACCAUCCCAAACCGUGAAGCACGGGGGUGGCAGCAUCAUGCUGUGUGGGUGCUUUGCUGCAGGAGGGACUGGUGCACUUCACAGAAUAGAUGUCAUCAUGAGGAAGGAAAAUUAUGUGGAUAUAUUGAAGCAACACCUCAAGACAUCAGUCAGGAAGUUAAAGCUUGGUCGCAAAUCGGUCUUCCAAAUGGACAAUGACCUCAAGCAUACUUCCAAAGUUGUGGCAAAAUGGCUUAAGGACAACAAAGUCAAGGUAUUGGAGUGGCCAUCACAAAGCCCUGAACUCAAUCCUAUAGAACAUUUGUGGGCAGAACUGAAAAAGCGUGUGCGAGCAAGGAGGCCUACAAACCUGACUAAGUUACACCAGCUCUGUCAGGAGGAAUGGGCUAAAAUUCACCCAACUUAUUGUGGGAAUCUCGUGGAAGGCUACCUGAAACGUUUGAACCUAGUUAAACAAUUUACAGGCAAUGCUACCAAAUACUAAUUGAGUGUAUGUACACUUCUGGCCCACUGGGAAUGUGAUGAAAGAAAUAAAAGCUGAAAUAAAUCAUUCUCUCUACUUUUAUUCUGACAUUUCACAUUCUUAAAAUAAAGUGGUGAUCCUAACAGGAAUUUUAACUAGGAUUAAAUGUCAAGAAUUGUGAAAAACUGAGUUUAAAUGUAUUUGGCUAAGGUGUAUGUAAUCUACCGACUUCAACUGUAUAUAUGGAGAAUGUUUAGUGCCAAAAAUAAGGGGUUAAAUACAUAAAUGCAGUGAGGGAAAAAAGUAUUUGAUCCCCUGCUGAUUUUGUAUGUCUGCCCACUGACAAAGACAUGAUCAGUCUAUAAUUUUAAUGAUAGGUUUAUUUGAACAGUGAGAGACAGAAUAACAACAAAAACAUCCAGAAAAACACAUGUCAAAAAUGUUAUGAAUUGAUUUGCAUUUUAAUGAGGGAAAUAAGUAUUUGACCCCUCUGCAAAACAUGACUUAGUACUUGGUGGCAAAACCCUUGUUGGCAAUCACAGAGGUCAGACAUUUCUUGUAGUUGGCCACCAGGUUUGCACACAUCUUAGGAGGAUUUUGUCCCACUCCUCUUUGCAGAUCUUCUCCAAGUCAUUAAGGUUUCGAGGCUGAUGUUUGGCAACUCGAACCUUCAGCUUCCUCCACAUAUUUUCUAUGGGAUUAAGGUCUGGAGACUGGCUAGGCCACUCCAGGACCUUAAUGUGCUUCUUCUUGAGCCACUCCUGUGUUGCCUUGGCCGUGUGUUUUGGGUCAUUGUCAUGCUGGAAUACCCAUCCACGACCCAUUUUCAAUGCCCUGGCUGAGGGAAGGAGGUUCUCACCCAAGAUUUGACGGUACAUGGCCCCAUCCAUCGUCCCUUUGAUGCGGUGAAGUUGUCCCCCAAAGGAUAAUGUUUCCACCUACAUGUUUGACGGUGGGGAUGGUGUUCUUCGGGUCAUAGGCAGCAUUCCUCCUCCUCCAAACACGGCGAGUUGAGUUGAGCAGGGAUUUUGGCCCACUCCUCCAUACAGACCUUCUCCAGAUCCUUCAGGUUUCGAGGCUGUCGCUGGGCAAUACGGACUUUCAGCUCCCUCCAAAGAUGUUCUAUUGGGUUCAGGUCUGGAGACUGGCUAGGCCACUCCAGGACCUUGAGAUGCUUCUUACAGAGCCACUCCUUAGUUGCCCUGGCUGUGGGUCAUUGUCAUGCUGGAAGACCCAGCCACGACCCAUCUUCAAUGCUCUUACUGAGGGAAGGAGGUUGUUGGCCAAGAUCUCGCGAUACAUGGCCCCAUCCAUCCUCCCCUCAAUACGGUGCAGUUGUCCUGUCCCCUUUGCAGAAAAGCAUCCCAAAAGAAUGAUGUUUCCACCUCCAUGCUUCACGGUUGGGAUGGUGUUCUUGGAGUUGUACUCAUCCUUCUUCUUCCUCCAAACACGGCGAGUAGAAUUUAGACCAAAAAGCUCUAUUUUUGUCUCAUCAGACCACAUGACCUUCUCCCAUUCCUCCUCUGGAUCAUCCAGAUGGUCAUUGGCUAACUUCAGACGGGCCUGGACAUGCGCUGGCUUGAGCAGGGCGACCUUGCGUGCGCUGCAAGAUUUUAAUCCAUCACAGCGUAGUGUGUUACUAAUGGUUUUCUUUGAGACUGUGGUCCCAGCUCUCUUCAGGUCAUUGACCAGGUCCUGCCGUGUAGUUCUGGGCUGAUCGCUCACCUUCCUCAUGAUCAUUGAUGCCCCACGAGGUGAGAUCUUGCAUGGAGCCCCAGACCGAGGGUGAUUGACCGUCAUCUUGAACUUCUUCCAUUUUCUAAUAAUUGCGCCAACAGUUUUGCCUUCUCACCAAGCUGUUUGCCUAUUGUCCUGUAGCCCAUCCCAGCCUUGUGCAGGUCUACAAUUUCAUCCCUGAUGUCCUUACACAGCUCUCUGGUCUUGGCCAUUGUGGAGAGGUUGGAGUCUGUUUGAUUGAGUGUGUGGACAGGUGUCUUUUAUACAGGUAAACGAGUUCAAACAGUUGCACUUAAUACAGUUAAUGAGUGGAGAACAGGAGGGCUUCUUAAAGAAAAACUAACAGGUCUGUGAGAGCCGGAAUUCUUACUGGUUGGUAGGUGAUCAAAUGCUUAUGUCAUGCAAUAAAACGCAAAUUAAUUACUUAAAAAUCAUACAAUGUGAUUUUCUGGAUUUUUGUUUUAGAUUCCGUCUCACAGUUGAAGUGUACCUAUGAUAAAAAUUACAGACCUGUACAUGCUUUGUAAGUAGGCAAACCUGCAAAAUCGGCAGUGUAACAAAUACUUGUUCUCCCCACUGUAUAUAUAUAUACACUACCGUUCAAAAGUUUAAGUCACUUAGAAAUGACCUUGUUUUCGAAGUAAAAGCAAUUUGUUUGUCCAUUAAAAUAACAUCAAAUUGAUCAGAAAUACAGUGUAGACAUUGUUAAUGUUGUAAAUGGCUAUUGUAGCUGAGAAACGGCUGAUUUUUAAUGGAAUAUCUACAUAGGUGUACAGAGGCCCAUUAUCAGCAACCAUCAGUCCUGUGUUCCAAUGGCACGUUGUGUUUGCUAAUCCAAGUUUAUCAUUUUAAAAGGCUAAUUGAUCAUUAGAAAAACCCUUUUGCAAUUAUGUUAGCACAUCUGAAAAAUGUUGUGCUGAUUAAAGAAGCAAUAAACUGGCCUUCUUGAGACUAGUUGGAACACAGGACUGAUGGUUGCUGAUAAUGGGCCUCUGUACGCCUAUGUAGAUAUUCCAUAAAAAAUCAGCCGUUUCCAGCUACAAUAGGAAUAGGUAAAUGAUCCUUGGUAUGACCUUCUUAAAACAAUUCCAUAUAGCUUAGGAGAACACCCUCGCCUUGCAGGGUUUUAGCCAAGAGCUGACGUGGCAAUGUUUAUUAUUUGUUUCUCCUGCCCUGUCUUUUAAAGGGUACUGUUUUUUUUUCAGGCACUAGGGAACAGCCUACUACGGUUAGGACCACCAAAACAAACAACCCCUGUCUGGUAAUCACCUCUCAUUUGUCCUGAAGCAAGAUGGAAAUUAUAGUAUUUUGUGCAGACUUGUGAAACUGCCAGGGUAAAUGUUGCAUUGGACGUGACUUGUUUUGAGCCGUAUCGACUUCUGAAAUACGACAAAAUGGGUCUGGAGAGAGGCAGUUAAGUUUUUUAUCUUGCAAUCAAAAUCAGUCUGGCUGUAUGUCCAGACCGCAUCUGUCGACUAAUGUGGCAACAAGAGAACACAACUGGUCUGAGAACUGGGAGUGCUAAUAAUAGUUUUUAUUUUGAAUCGACACCAGAGUACAGUACGAACCUGGAGAAAACACUGGCCUUAGUGUCUGCCCUGCAUUUAAAUACUUAUUUGUUGGACAUGGUUAACACUUCAGGGAAGGGGUCACUACGUAUACAUUUAGCGCUUAGUAGAGACUAUUAGGUGUCAUCAGGUCAGAAAUGAAUUAGCAGCAAGGUAAGCAGUUUCUUAAUCAUGUACUUUACAUACAUACCAAAUUCUGUAAACAAAGGAAGUAUUUAUGUGCCUAAUAACUGGCCAGUUCUGACAUCUGCUCUGAAUUCCAGUAUUGUCAUGUGUUGUUUGGAGUGAAGAGAAAAUUCGGCAACUCUUGGAGGACGGUGAAGGUUGAUAAAAGUGCUUCUUUAUUGUUACAAUAGAGAAGCACUUUUAUCAACUUCCACUGUCCAGCAAGAGUUUCUGAAUUUCCUCUUUAUUUCAGUUUGCUCCUCAAUUCAUGCAUUGGUUGGAAAGCAAAGGAGCGGCAGUGUUCCCUUCCAUUAGUUUUGUUUUGUUGUUUGAAAAUUCAGGGGCACAUGCACUGACAUGGGACUCGAGAACGAUUGUUCCGUUGCCAGAACCAUGUUGUCCCCUGGUAAAGUACUUGAGGGCUUACUAUGUACUGGACCCUGUCCUACUCAAUUGAUCAUAUCAACCAAAUUCAAUGAUUGAUUAGGAGAAAGUCAGUGCAUGGAAACAACCCAACAAACAGGCUGUGUCCCAAAUGGCACCCUAUUCCCUACGUACUGUAGUGCACUCCUUUUGACCAGAGCCCUAUGGGCCUUGGUCAAAAGUAGUGCACUAAAUAGGGAAAAGGGUGCAAUUUGGGAUGUAGACACAGUCUUUAAAGACACACUAAUCGAACUGUUUUCCAGUUCCCUACGCUGUGGGUAUGCAAACUGAGCCUGAAGUUCUUUACUCCCUGUGCUCAAAUCGUAAGCUAAACAGUACCAGACGUGAAACAUCGGUGAAGGAUCUCGGAGCUAAACUGUCUUCAUAUUCUCCUGUGCGUUUGUUGCUCGUGGCAUCGCGCUCCCUGGAAAGGCCAGUACAAAUUGAUUUCAGACAGCGCUAUUGAAAAGCAUUGUGCAUAAUACUCCAUCCCGAAGGGUCUGUCCCUGACUGUAUUAAAAUGGUUAGACAAUUGAAUAGUUUGAUGUGCACUGUGUUGUGACCCAGAUUUAAAGUAUAAGGCCUCCUUCAUUUAGUUUGUUUGGGACAUUGAGAGGAUGCACACACACACACACACACACACACACACACACACAGAGACGUGUCUGUUUGGGAUGGGGAGAUGGAGUAGUAUUACUGGGAUGAAGAGACGCAAACACACAUUUUGUCUGUUUGGGAUGUUGUCAUGGAGUUGUAACUGUAAAGGGCAUGGACGAAAGAAAAAAACCUGGCUUGCAGUGUUAAGUGCAUAGCAAGUCAUUUAUUAAACCAUUUUAUCCAAAGCACUUACAGUUAACACAACGGAUAUAGUGAAGCGUAAAUGCACUUAAAGUGCUGUUUACGCACAUUAUUAUCUGGUGAAUAGUGAAAACACCUAUUAUGCUAUAUUAGCAUUAACAUUUACAGUAUGUUGAUGCAUCGCUCUCCAUCUCCACUUUUAGGUCCGGUUUCCUGGACAGAGAUUAAGGCUAGUCCUGGACUAAAAAGGUUAAUGGAGCGUAAUGGAGAAUUUCUAUUGAAAGUGCGUUCUAGUCCAGGACUAGGAUUUAUCUGUGUCCGGGAAACUGCCCCUUAUGGAAAACCCAUGUUUCUUUAGCACUACAUCCCUGGUUAACACGAUGUGGUCCAUGUAGCACUCUAACCUAUGACUCUGCAGUUGCAAUCACUAUGCUCCAACCAACUGAGAACCAUUAUUAAGUACUUUUGUGUACAUGGAUUAUUUUCUCUGUGUUUUCUUCAUGUGUUUUCCCUCUCUUUUUGUCACUGUUCAGGAGCAAGAGGACCCCAACAAGCUGGCCACAAGCUGGCCCGACUACUACAUCGACCGCAUCAACUCCAUGGCUGCUGUAAGUGACAACUUUAAAGGGAUACUUCAGGAUUUUGCCAAUUAAAUACUGUAUCUACUUCCCCAGAAUCAGAUGAACUCAUGGAUACCAUUGUUAUGUCUCUGCAUCCAGUAUGAAGGAAGUUAGAGGUUGUUUCACAAGCCAACACUAAUUAGCGUAAGCGCAAUGACUGGGAGUCUAUGGUAUCUACUAGCAUGCUAACAGUUACUACAGACAUCCAGUCAUUGUGAUAAAGCUAAUUAGCAAUUGCACUAACGCUAGUUAGUAACUUCCUUCAAACUAUACGCAGAGACAUAAAAAUGGCAUCCACGAGUUCAUCUGAGUCUGGGGAAGUACAUAAAGGGCUUCAUUGACAAAAUCCUGAAGUAUCCCUUUAACUUUCUCUCUCUAACCCUCAUUUCUCCUUAUGUUUUCUACCUGUGCCUCUGUAACCGGUGUGAAAUGGCUAGCUAGUUAGCGGUGCGCGCUAGUAGCGUUUCAAUCGGUGAUGUCGCUCGCUCUGAGACCUUGAAGUAGUUGUUUCCCUUGCUCUGCAAGGGCCGCGGCUUUUGUGGAGCGAUGGGUAACGAUGCUUCGAGGGUGACUGUUGUCGAUGUGUGCAGAGGGUCCCUGGUUCAAGCCCAGGUAGGGGCGAGGAGAGGGACGGAAGCAACAUUGUUACACCUCCCUCCUUUUUAUUUCCCGCUCUUUAUUUCUGGAUGCCAACUAACAUGCUAAUGAUACAUAUUCAAGUCACAAUCUUGCAAGUCCUAAGCAAGUCUCAAGUCUUUACCUAUGAGUCAAGUCCCAAGUAAUAAUGGUCAAGUCUCAAGUAAAGUUCCAACGCCCACAGCUCAGGUCAUGUUCAAGUCACGUCUCUAAAUUUGGGUUUCGAGUCCUCAAGUCAAUGUUUAAGUGUUUUAUGACAAUUUCAAUGCAAUUUUCUAUUUUCAUUGCAAGCUAAUUAGUUCAAGAACAUUACCUCAUUUUAGCUAGCUAGCUCAAACAGCACAGCAAUAAUUUAAUUAUUACCUCUCUUUAUGGGACUUCACAUGUCUGACUCAUGUCUAAGCUAUUUCAUCUAACAUAUCCAGGGAAUGCAUGAUUGAUAUUUGAUGUGCAACCUGUCAAAACAGGAUCCAGAAUUAUCAGAUUUCCUUUUGGCUCUUCAGAGAUGCAUUUGCCAACAUCUUUGUGCAUAUUGGCCUAGACUAUAUUAUUAGGAAGUGGGAAACACUUAGCUAAAUUGCUAAAUCUAAAUAUGAUCUUGUUGCUAGAUAGCCAUGUAGGCUAAUUGAUUAAUCUAUCAGUAAAUGUAAUGUCCUACAAAAACUUUCCAGCACUAGGCCUAGGCAAGGCUACUUGAUGUAAGCCUAUUCACCGCAAAUGGUGUGCCGCUCUGCGGGCACAUCAAAAUCAUACUACAGUUACUACAGCCUACUCCGGUUAUAAAGUGGUGCCAUAAACUCAAUAUUAAGAGGUGAGAAAUACAUUUACAUUUACAUUUUAGUCAUUUAGCAGACGCUCUUAUCCAGAGCGACUUACAGGAGCAAUUAGGGUUAAGUGCCUUGCUUAAGGGCACAUCGACAGAUUUUUCACCUAGUCGGCUCGGGGAUUAGAACCAGCGACCUUUCGGUUACUGGCACAACGCUCUUACCCACUAAGCUACCUGCCGCCCUGUGAUAUACUCACAGAAAGCUGUGACCCACCUCUCUGUAACUAGAACAACAGUAGUUGCUUUGAAAACGGUCUUUAUCACAUAAUAAUUUGUAUGGACUUACUCUUGUGCAAUAAUAGUGUUUAAGAUGAUUUUGGAAUGACUACCUCAUUUCUGUACCCCACACAUACAAUUAUCUGUAAGCAGUGGCGACCUGUCAUUCAGGGCAGGUGGGGCUUUUGAGCACCACAUUUGUUGCCUGUUUUGCAUGUUAUUUUGGCAUUAAUACGUGUCACAUAUCAGUAUGCAAACAAUGUAAAAAAAAAUUUAAUAAAUCAUUGAGUUAAUAAAGCCGAAUUACUUUUUUGAGUAAGGCAGCUCCAAAAUGCAGGUGUUUCAGCCUAGCUCAGUUUUUUCUGUGGGGCAGCCAGUGGAAAAUACGGAGUGUAGGGGUUGGUAAUGUUCUCUACUUGCGCUGUGAUUGGUUCAGUGUUCUGUCACUCAUGGGGACACUACAUCACUGCCAAAUGUAAGGGUAGAGCUCGAAAAUUCAUGCCCCUUGGGUGCUGCCAUAGAGUUACAUUAGAAGUACCCAAUCGAAGAAGGCUCAAGGUCAUUGGCCACAGAUAAGAUGAUGUCAAAUCAUGUUAUAUCUACAGUAGCUUUGAUUGGACUGAUCAUGUCAACAUACUUUCAAAAUCUUAGCUAGCAGUCAUCAUCAUGAAUCAAGUGGACAAUCUACUGGCAAAUCCUUUUUAAAUAAUCCUUGUCAUAUGAAGAGAAAUAAUGAAGAUAAAUUAUAGAUAAAAUGUAUCGGUGCUCAUCGCCCAUUGGACAUAAACAUGACACAACAAAUUGGAAAUCGUAAAUUCAACAAUGGGUGGUUUGGAAGGAAUCAGUGGCUAACUGCAAGCAUUGCAAAGCAGUCACUAGCCUGCUAUUCAGUGGAGUGGGUGUGUGGUCCCAAUUCUGGGUUUAAGGGUCUCUUUUCCAAGCUUAAAAUGAUAAACUUGGUGUACAGGGAGAACACUGUAAGAACGGCCCAUGUAUUGAAUUCUGUCGCUGUACAUUUCAAAAGUGCUGAACAAAUAGUUAUAUUGACUACGUCCGUCCUAGCUCGCUCAUUAAUGUCUUAAUCAAAAUUACGGAUUGCCUCAUAUCCGCUUGUCGUCCCCUUAUGCCAUAGUUUUUACAAACAGCUAUGUUUUUUUUAAAGGCAAUAAAUGAGGCUGAUUGAACUGUUUCACUGCCAGACAAGGCUCCGCUGAUAGCCAUGUGUAGCAGUGGUAAGGUGUUGGGACUGCUGUUGGGACAGCUUUAUGCAUGCCCUAACAGUUUGUGGGCACAGUUUGUAGUGCAAUUAAUGUAUUGUUUAGUGUUGUGUUGUGUAGUGGCUUUGCUGGCAUGCAUCCCAAAUGUUUUUGUUUUGUUUGCCCCACCAAGAUGUACAUGCUAAAAUCGCCACUGUCUGUAAGGUCCCUCAGUGAAUUUCAAAUACAGAUUCAACCACAAACACCAGGGAGGUUUUUCAAUGGCACGCAAAGACGGGCACCUAAUGGUAGAUGAAAAACAUUUUUGAAACAGACAUUGAAUUCCCUUUGAGCAUGGUGAAGUUAUUCAUUACACUUUGGAUGGUGUGUCAAUACACCCAGUCACUACAAAGAUACAGGCAUCCUUCCUAAUUCAGUUGCGGGAGAGGAAUGAAACUGCUCAGGGAUUUCACAAUGAGGCCAAUGGUGACUUUAAAACAGUUACAGUGUUUAAGGACUGUGAUAGGAGAAAACUGAGGAUGGAUCAACAACAUUGUAGUUAGUCCACAAUACUAACCUAAUUGACAGAGUAAAAAGGAAGCCUGUACAGAAUACAAAUAUUACAAAACAUGCAUCCUGUUUGCAACAAGGCACUAAAGUAAUACUGCAAAAAAGGGAGUGAGUGGUUCGCUCACACAGCAGCCGAACAGGGACAGGCAGAUACUUUCAAAGCAGGAAUCAACAUAAUGCAUAGGCUGUUACUGUUGACCUUAAUAGUGGUUUAGAACACAAAAUGUGAGGGUGUGUUGUAAAAUCACAGAAAAUUACCAACCUAGGCUUAAUGCUGCAAGAGGAGAGGAAAUGAGAGGAUGAGAGGAAGGAUGGGAUGGGGAAAUCCAAACAAUUCAGCUCAGUGUUUCCCCUUACUUACAUUUUUCCCGGCGGGGCACAAAGGCCUCCAAAGCAACUGGCUUUAAACUACGUAGGAAGGAGGAAGGCCGUCGCACCUAUUCCAUGGUAAGAGAACCACUGUAAUGACGAAUGAAGCUGGGAGAGAUCAAGGUCACUGGUGGAUAUGAUAUAGAGAUGUCAGUGCAACCUCAGUGACUGGCAGCUUUGUGUCACUGCCCCUUGACCCCUGACUGGACUUUAUGCAAACUGGAAACCACAUAUCCUGAUGAUGCAUUUAUUGUAGCUGCAGAUUUUAACAAAGCAAAUUUGAGGAAAAGGUUGCCGAAAGUUCUAUCAACACAUUGACUGUAGUGCUCGCGCUGCUAAAACACUCGACCACUGCUACUCCAACUUCCAGGAUGCAUACAAGGCCCUCUCUUCGGAAAAUCUGACCACGACUCCAUUUUGCUCGUCCCUUCCUAUAGGCAGAAACUCAAACAGGAAGUACCCGUGCUAAACACUAUUCAACGCUGGUCUGACCAAUCGGAAUCCAUGAUUCAAGAUUGUUUUGAUCACGCGGACUGGGAUAUGUUCCUGGGAGCUUCAGAGAAUAAUAUCGACGUAUAUACUGAUACGGUGACUGAGUUUAUCAGGAAGUGUAUAGGAGAUGUUGUACCCACUGUGACUAUUAUAACCUACCCUAACCAGAAACCGUGGAUAGAUGGCAGCAUUUGCACAAAACUGAAAGCGUGAAUCACCGCAUUUAACCAUGGCAAGGUGACUGGGAAUAUGGCAGAAUGCAAACAGUGUAGGCAAUCAAACAGGCAAAACGUCAGUAUAGGGACAAAGUGGAGUAGCAAUUCAAUGGCUCAGACACGAGAAGUAUGUGGCAGGGUCUACAGACAAUUACUGACUACAAAAGGAAAACCAGCCACAUCGCUUCCGGACAAGCUAAACACCUUCUUCACCCGCUUUGAGGAUAAUACAGUGCCACCGACGCGACCCGCUACCAAGGACUGUGGGCUCUCCUUAUCCGUGGCCAACGUGAGUAAGACAUUUAAGCGUGUUAACCCUCGCAAAGCUGCCGGCGCAGAUGGCAUCCUUAGCCGCGUCCUCAGAGCAUGCGCAGACCAGCUGGCUGGUGUGUUUACGGACAUAUUCAAUCUCUCCCCAUCCCAGUCUGCUGUCCCCACAUGCUUCAAGAUGGCCACCAUUGUCCCUGUACCCAAGAAAGUAAAGGUAACUGAACUAAAUGACUAUCGCCCCGUAGUACUCGCUUCUGUCAUCAUGAAGUGCUUUGAGAGACUAGUCAAGGAUCAUAUCACCUCUUCCUUACCUGCCACCCUAGACCCACUUCAAUUUGCUUAUCGCCCCAAUAGAUCCACAGAUGAUGCAAUCGCCAUCACACUGCACACUGCCCUAUCCCAUCUGGACAAGAGGAAUACAUAUGUAAGAAUGCUGUUCAUUGACUAUAGCUCAGCAUUCAACACCAUAGUACCCUCCAAGCUCAUCAUUAAGCUUGAGGCCCUGGGUCUGAAUCCCGCCCUGUGUAACCGGGUCCUGGACUUCCUGACGGGCCGACCCGUGGAGAAUUCAAUAGCCACCAAGCACCAACUCAAAAUGGUAGCUAGCGCCCAGUUCUGACAAGCCACAUUGAGUGUCUCUAACCUGUACCUCAGAGUUCUCCUAUGGAGUUGAGAGGGUUUCUGUUUGGCUAGCAUGUCUAGCUGGGUGUGGGUUGGGUUGUCUUGCGAGCUAGUGCCUCUGGUUAGAAUUAGCAUGUGUGUGGUAUGACUGGCUAACGGUUAGUAAGCGCUAGUAUAAAAACGUAGUUGUCUGGACAUUUUCGUAGUUCUGGAGAGCCACAGGGGGUGCAGGCUCUUGUUCAAGCCGAGCACUAACAAACAGACUUCAACUAUUUGUUUUGCUUGAUUGGUACAAGAGCCAGCUCAUACUGUAGCCCUCCAGGACCAGGGUUGGCGACCAUUGUAUGAAAAUACAUCUGGUUUUAGGCUAGCAUUUACAUAGUGUCUGGCUGGCUAGAUUCUAGGCCUGAAAUAGUGUGCAGAAGGGUAAGGUACUGUGUCUGGCCACAGGUUAGCACUAGCACACAAAUACCAGAUGUAUUUGGAAGUUAGCAUUUUGGCUAGUAGGUUUGACACGUGAACUGGCUCACUGCACGAGCAAAAAGAUCCUCCUCUCUCCGAAUCCUCUGUCCAACUUCCUAUUGAGAAUGAAAAUACUCAUUUGGAGAAACAGGAGCCAGAGACAUGACUGCUUGGCAAGGGCCUCGGAACCAUCUGGACAAGGCUAAGCCGGCCCGAUGGAUGUUAUGACUGAAACAUCUGUAGGUUACACACACGCGUGCACACAGGAACAGAAGUAGAUAUGGACGUACUUUAGUGGCCCAAAAAAGGGUUAGAUAUGGGUAAAAAAUAUAUGUAUCCUGAUUUUUUUGAUAUCUCUCAGAUAUAGGACAGACACUUCAAAACAUACAUGUACUUCCUUUUGGUAAAUUUUUUGACUUUUUUGCUACAUAUUUUAAUAUGUUAUUCAAUGCGUUUCUAUGGUCUAAUGGCAGUAAGGCCAAAUUCAAUGUUUCAUCAAAAAAAAAAAAAAAAUAUAUAUAUAUAUAUAUAUAUAUAUAUAUAUAUAUAUAUAUUUAUUUAUUUAUUUCUGGGAUGCUUACAAGGGUCCUAAAAUUCAAAAUCAAAUAGCUAAAGGAUCCUUAGUAUGCCCAUCUUAAAACAAUUCCAUAUGUUAGUUUAGUUCAGGUGCCAACAUCAUGCUGUCAGAAACGACAUUGGAAUCAACCCAAGAUGAUGAACCCUAAAGAUGGGACAAAGUGCAUGACAAGGUGGCCCAGAGGAAGCCAAGUGUUCUCAACUUCUACAUUGCCCCAUUCUACCAAGAGCUCACUGAGUUUGAAUGAAGAAUACCUAUAGUGAGGAUGACAAGCUAACAAAUUGGAAUCGAGGAGGAUUGUUACAGCGCCCCAUGAGGAACCCAAUCCCAAUUUUAACUUCCUCUCUCUCUUUGUCUCGCUCUACCCUACACCCAACACACACAGGCAUACAAUAUAGAUUUAGAUUUAAGUCCCCUGUAGCUCAGUUGGUAGAGCAUGGCACUUGCAACGCCAGGGUUGUGGGUUCGUUUCCCACGGGGGGCCAGUAUGAAAAUGUAUGCACUCACUAACUGUAAGUCGCUCUGGAUAAGAGCGUCUGCUAAAUGACAUAAAAUGUAAUGUAAAUGUAGUAGAAACCCAGCUCCGGGCCCUUAGACCUUAAGGGACUUUUUGGCAUAGUCGUAUAGCCGCUUCAAACGCGUUACGCCUCUGUAAUAGGAAAAUAGCAGGAAAAUGGAGAAGAUGUGAUCUGUUUGAUUUGCGGUGCCUAAAACAGAGACAGUACCCCAUAAUGAGCACAGAUAUUGGUGAGCAAUGUUUUUAUACAGAGCUUUUCUGGUGUUAUGGAUGACUGAGAGAUCUACACAUAUACUUACUAUACCAUGGCAUUGUUGAAUACUCCUUUCUGAUUGGCUUGAAGGACAUUCUAGUGUGCAUUAUUUCCCUAUAACGCACAGUAUAUUUGCACGGUAGAAUUCAAUGGCUAUAGUUCAUUUUUGCAAGUUUUGUUUGAGCUGCUUUUGAAAGCAACAUUAUUGGUAUUGUUGAAUUUGAUUUUCAUAAUAGCAAGCUAGGACUGAUGGUUUUGUUAGCUUAACUAACAAGUAUGUUUGUUUGGUUACCACGGCAACCACUCUAGCUAUCUAAUAAACUUGCUACUUACUUCAGUGGAUGUUGAACACAUUUCUACCGGCAAAUGUACACAUUUCUAGUGGCAAAUGUGUAAAAUUAUAGCCAUGGUAUGAAAGGGAUAAUCAACUCGGGGCUCUAUGCGUCUCUGGAACAUAAUGCAACUCAGCUAACGCAUCGUGGAACACACCUUCCACGUCGUUCAUAAUUUUCCAUAGAAUGAAUAGCCCCUCGUUGAUUAUCCCUUACACACAGCAACAGCACAAUGUGGAGCUCUCUUUGUACACAAUCAGUCCUGGAUUCAAAUACUAUUCCAAAUAUACUAACCACUUUCACAUACAGUACCAGUCAAAAGUUUGGACACACCUACUCAUUCCAGGGUUUUUCUUUAAUUUGACUAUUUUCUACAUUGUAGAAUAAUAGUGAAGACAUCAAAACUAUGAAAUAACCCAUAUGGAAUCAUGUAGUAACCAAAAAAGUGUUAAACAAAUCAAAAAAUAUGUUAUAUUUGAGAUUCUUCAAAUGGCCACCCUUUGCUUUGAUGACAGCUUUGCACACUCUUGGCAUUCUGUCAACCAGCUUUAUGAGGUAGUCACCUGGAAUGCAUUUCAAUUAACAGGUGUGCUUUCUUAAAAGUUAAAAUGUGGAAUUUAUUUCCUUCUUAUUGCGUUUGAGCCAAUCAGUUUUAUUGUGACAAGGUAGGGGGGGUACACAGAAGAUUGCCCUAUUUGGUAAAAGACCAAGUCCAUAUUAUGGCAAGAACAGCUCAAUUAAGCAAAGAGAAAUGACAGUCCAUCAUUACUUUAAGACACGAAGGUCAGCCAAUACAGAAAAUCUCAGGAACUUUGAAAGUUUCUUCAAGCGCAGUUGCAAAAACCAUCAAGCGCUAGGAUGAAACUGGCUCUCAUGAGGACCGCCACAGGAAUGGAAGACCCAGAGUUACCUCUGCUGCAGAGUAUAAGUUCAUUAGAGCCUCAGAAAUUGCAGCCAAAAUAAAUGCUUCACAGAGUUCAAGUAACAGACACAUCUCAAAAUCAACUGUUCAGAGGGGACUGUUGAAAUGAGGCCUUCAUGGUCGAAUUGCUGCAAAGAAACCACUACUAAAGUACACCAAUAAGAAGAAGAGACCUGCUUGGGAAAAGAAACACAUGCAAUGGACAUUAGACCGGUGGUAAUCUGUCCCUUGGUCUGGAGUCCAAAUUUGAUAUUUUUGGUUCCAACUGCCGUGUCUUUGUAAGACACGGUGUGGGUGAACGGAUGAUCUCCGCAUGUCUAUUUCCCACCGUAAAGCAUGGAGGAGGAGGUGUUAUGGUGUGGGGGUGCUUUGCUGGUGACACUGUCUGUGAUUUUAUUGAGAAUUCAAGGCACACUUAACCAGCAUGGCUACCACAGCUUUCUGCAGCGACACGCCAUCCCAUCUGAUUUGGGCUUAGUGGGACUAUCAUUUGUUUUUCAACAGGACAAUGACCCAACACACCUCCAGGCUGUGUAAGGGCUAUUUUACCAAGAAGGAGAGUGAUGGAGUGCUACAUCAGAUGACCUGGCCUCCACAAUCCCCCGACCUCAACCCAAUUAAGAUGGUUUGGGAUGAGUCGGACCGCAGAGUGGAGGAAAAGCAGCCAACAAGUGCUCAGAAUAGGUGGGAACUCCUUCAAGACUGUUGGAAAAAGCAUUCCAAGGUGAAGCUGGUUGAGAGAAUGCCAAGAGUGUGUAAAGCUGUCAUUACGGCAAAGGGUGGCUAUUUGAAGAAUCUCAAAUAUAAAAUAUAUUUUGAUUUGUUUAACACUUUUUUGUUUACUACAUGAUGAUAUUCUACAAUGUAAAAAAAAUUAGUAAAAAUUAAGAAAAACUGUUGAAUGAGUAGGUGUGUACAAACUUUUGACUCGUAGUGUACAUUCAAAGCAAGUAUUCAGACAUCGUCCACUUGAAAAUACAAGUAGUUAAACACUUCAAUGUACCUGGAAAUACACAUGGAAAUACAUUUUAAAUAUCCAAGUAUACUGACUAAAAUACAUUCUUAUCCAUUCAACCCAGGCAUCCGAAAAUGAUACUUGAAACAAGCAUGCGAAAAUCCUGUCAAAUACAACUUGGCAGACCACCUGGCCUUCACUCAAACAAAAACACCUGUUUUGGGCUGUGCAAUUGAAAAUACUCAAAUAAACAGAAAAAGUAUUUCAAAUACCAGAUACUCAAAUACACAUGCAUUUGAACCCUGGUCUGCACACAAUCUAGCUUGGUCGCCCCACCCCACCAACCGAAAGUCAAACUUAAUGGAGAACUCCAAUGAUAAACUGAUAUUGUGUUCCUUAUUGUGCAGUUGUGAUAAAGAUAAUUCUGACACCCUUCAAUUAAGCCAGAAUCAAAGGUUCUCCUUUAAAAUACUGUUAUCAUCGUUUUUUCUGCUGUGUCAUGGGGUUUGUUUUGUCAUUGUGCAGAUGCAGACCCUGUUCGCCUUUGACGAGGAGGAGAUGGAGAUGAGGAACAAAGUGGUGGAGGACCUGAAAACAGCGCUUCGGACUCAGCCAAUGAGGUAGGGAUUUGAACCACAGCCGGCAUACAUUCAGUCAAUAACAGCUAUUCAUCCUCAUCUUACACCUAUCUACUUUAGGAUGACACUCUUGUUACUCACCACACUCUAUGGUCAAGUUAAAUGGCUCCAUCACAAUGUCUCUCCAUAAGAGAGCACUGUGUCACAAGGUAGGUCUAUCCACUUCAUUACUUACAGUAUAUACUGUAUAUGGGAUCAUUUUCAUCACUAGAAAAGCUUUCACUCUCUUUAUUAGGCAGUGCAAUUCCCCUCUCCUCUGUUUGACACAUUCAGCAGCAGCUUUGAGAUCUCAUUGAUCAACCACAAAGAAACAUGUGAGGAGGUUUAGACAGCCCAGCCAAUAUAAAAUCUCCCACCAUCAGGAGCAUGUCCGUCUGUCUGUGCCAGUUGUGUGAUGUAAUGGUCUGGACCGAGAUGGGGGGUGUUGAGUUUUCUCCCAGGGGCCAGUGCAGCGUCAGCCUUAAGUGUGGAGUGACAUAUGCCCACGAGGACCACGGUGUCUGGGUCACGUCUGGGUUUGUGUGUGUGUGUGUGUGUGUGUGUGUGUGUGUGUGUGUGUGUGUGUGUGUGUGUGUGUGUGUGUGUGUCAUGUUGAGGUGGACAGGGUGAUUGGCACUAGCCUUAUUGCUCCUGACCACCUUUGGCUAGUAGUCUUUCAUUUUGUUAGAACAAAGUAACAUAAAACAGAACCACAGCGCUAAUACUUAUGAGGAUGUUAAGGAGGCAAGAAGUAUGAAAGUUCAUUUGUGAGCAGGAUGAGGAAUGCACAAAUGUAGGCUAAGAUAUCCUAUAAUAUGAAUUUCCACAAAUAGCUCUAAGAUUGUUUUAGCCUCACAAUCGUACAUUACAAGAAACCAGCUGUAUUCCCUUAGUUUCAUUUCUAGAGCAACUCCAAACAGGGUUAAAAAACACCAGAAAAACUGAAAUAUUUACCUGACUAUUCUUGUCAAUAGCUAUAUGACAUCUACUCUAUAAUGUUCACAAUACCAAUUCUGUUGGAGUGAGUACAUCGUUCUGUUUUCCACUCUUCCUCUUCAAAGUACCUAGUAUUCAGACCCCUUGACUUUUUCCACAUUUUGUUAUGUUAUAGCCUUAUUCUAAAAUGGAUUAAAUAGUUUUUUCCCCUCAUCAAUCUAAACACAUUUACAUUUUAGUCAUUUAGCAGACACUCUUAUACAGAGCGACUUACAGUUAGUGAGUGCAUACAUUUUUCAUACUCACAAUACCCCAUAAUGACAAAGCAAAAACAGGUUUUUAGAAAUGUUUGUAAAUGUAUAAAAAAAAAAAAACUUCAAUAUUACAUUUACAUAAGUAUUCAGACCCUUUACUAAGUACUUUGUUGAAGCACUUUUGGCAGCGAUUACAGCCCCAAGUCUUCUUGGGUAUGACUCUAUAAGCUUGGCACACCUGUAUUUGGGGAGUUUCUCCCAUUAUUCUCUGCAGAUCCUCUCAAGCUCUGUCAGGUUGGAUGGGGAGCGUCGCUGCACAGCUAUUUUCAGGUCUCUCCAGAGAUGUUCGAUCCGGUUCAAGUCCGGGCUCUGGCUAGGCCACUCAAGGACUUUCGGAGACUUUUCCCGAAGCCACUCCUGCGUUGUCUUGACUGUGUGCUUAGGGUCAUUGUCCUGUUGGAAGGUGAACCUUCGCCCCAGUCUGAGGUCCUGAGUGCUCUGGAGCAGGUUUUCAUCAAGGAUCUCUCUGUACUUUGCUCUUUUCAUCUUUCCCUAGAUCCUGACUAGUCUCUCAGUCCCUGCAGCUGAAAAACAUCCCCACAGCAUGAUGCUGCCACCACCAUGCUUCACCGUAGGGAUGGUGCCAGGUUUCCUUCAGAUGUGACACUUGGCAUUCAGGCCAAAGAGUUCAAUCUUGGUUUCAUCAGACCAGGGAAUCUUGUUUCUUAUGGUCUGAGAGUCCUUUUAAGUGCCUUUUGGCAAACUCCAAGCGGGCUGUCAUGUGCCUUUUACUGAGGAGUGGCUUCCGUCUGGCCACUCUACCAUAAAGGACUGAUUGGUGGAGUGCUGCAGAGGUGGUUGUCCUUCUGGAAGGAUCUCCCAUCUCCACAGAGGACUCUGGAGCUCUGUCAGAGUGACCAUCGGGUUCUUGGUCACCUCCCUGACCAAGGCCCUUCUCCCCCGAUUGCUCAGUUUGGCCGGGUGGCCAGCUCUAGGAAGAGUCUUGGUGGUUCCAAACUUCUUCCAUUUAAGAAUGAUGGAGGCCACUGUGUUCUUGGGGACCUUCAACGCUGCAGAAAUGUUUUGGUACCCUUCCCCAGAUCUGUGCCUUGACAAAAUCCUGUCUCGGAGCUCUACGUACAAUUCCUUCGACCUCACAGCUUGGUUUUUGCUCUGACAUGCACUGUCAACUGUGGGACCUUAUAUAGAAAGGUGUGUGCCUUUCCAAAUCAUGUCCAAUCAAUUGAAUUCACCACAGGUGGACUCCAAUCAAGUUGGAGAAACAUCAAGGAUGAUCAAUGGAAAAAGGAUGCACCUGAGCUCAAUUUCGAGUCUCAUAGCAAAGGGUCUGAAUACUUAUGUAAAUAAGGUAUUUCUAAAAACCUGUUUUCACUUUGUCGUUAUGGAGUAUUGUGUGUAGAUUGAUGAGGAUUUAUUUGUAUUUAAUACAUUUUAGAAUAAGGCUGUAACGUAACAAAAUGUAGAAAAAGGGAAGGGGUCUGAAUACUUUCCGAAUGCACUGUAUACCCAUUGAUUCUUGAAAAAUAUAACUUAUAAAUACUUCAAACCAAGGCCAGGAUUCAAUCAUAUCAGCAGUAACCUGUGUUCGCCAACAAACACAUAGCUUAUCAUUGCUUUUGUUUAAUUGGACUCUGAGGUCUAACUGCGUUGGAGCUGUAAAAUCAGUGAGCAGCUGCUCUUUUGUUCAUUGUCACGAAACCAUACCUAUCCUUAUAUCCCACCCCUGUUAGAAGUUCAGUAAGAGAUAGUGUAGGCUAUAAAUAAAUAAUGACACUCAAAUUAAAAUACAUAAUAAGUAUUUAUAUCAGCCUAAUUGAGUUGCAAAUUACAUCACACAUUCCAGUGUUUGAAAUUGUAACACAGCUGCAUGGGAUUUCUACUAAUGUCAAUGCUAAUGGCAAUGGUGCGAUAGGUAUAACGCCGGGAACCGCUUGUGGAUUUGACAGCUCCAACGCAGUUACACUUUAUCACAAGUGUAGAGAGAAGUAGGCAGGAGGCAGUCGCAGGUUUAGCACUACUGAAUUUAUUAAAGUACCAUAGCUUAAAGCGGGAUGAAACUCACAGUGCAAAAUAUAAAGUACUCAGGAAAUAGUAGGAGAGAUUCCUCUCAGGAAAACAAGCAAACAUAUACAAUGACCGACAAAGACAAAUGACAGAGGGAUUAUAUACAGUGAGGGAAAAUAGUAUUUGAUCCCCUGCUGAUUUUGUACGUUUGCCCACUGACAAAGACAUGAUCAGUCUAUAAUUUUAAUGGUAGGUUUAUUUGAACAGUGAGAAACAGAAUAACAACAAAAAAAUCCAGAAAAAUGCAUGUCAAAAAUGUUAUAAAUAAAUUUGCAUUUUAAUGAGGGAAAUAAGUAUUUGACCCCUCUGCAAAAAUUGACUUAGUAUUUGGUGGCAAAACCCUAUUGUUGGCAAUCACAGAGGUCAGACGUUUCUUGUAGUUGGCCACCAGGUUUGCACACAUCUCAGGAGGGAUUUUGUUCCACUCCUCUUUGCAGAUCUUCUCCAAGUCAUUAAGGUUUCGAGGCUGACGUUUGGCAAUUCGAACCUUCAGAUCCCGCCACAGAUUUUCUAUGGGAUUAAGGUCUGGAGACUGGCCACUCCAGGACCUUAAUGUGCUUCUUCUUGAGCCACUCCUUUGUUGCCUUGGCCGUGUGUUUUGGGUCAUUGUCAUGCUGGAAUACCCAUUUACGACCCACUUUCAAUGGUGCGGAGUCACUGACCACCUUCCGGAGACACUUGAAACCCUACCUCUUUAAGGAAUACCUGGGAUUGUAUAAAAGUAAUCCCCCCCCACCCCACCCCCACAAAAUAUAUAAAAUAAUAAUAAUAACAAUAAUAAUAAUAAUAAUAAUAAUAAUAAUAAUAAUAAUAAUAAUAAUAAUAAUAAUUUUAAAAAAUAUAAAAAUAUAUAAAAAUUGUAAAGUGGUUGUCCCACUGGCUAUCAUAAGGUGAAUGCACCAAUUUGUAAGUCGCUCUGGAUAAGAGCGUCUGCUAAAUGACGUAAAUGUAAAUGUAAAAUGUAAUGAUCAUUGGAAACAGGAUGCACCUGAGCUCAAUUUUGAGUCUCAUAGCAAAGGGUCAAUAUACUUAUGUAAAUAUGUUUUUUAUUUUUAAUACAUUUGCAAAAAUCUCUAAAAACCUGUUUUCACUUUGUCAUUAUGGGGUACUGUAAAAUGUGUUAUUUAAUACAUUUUAGAAUAAGGCUGUAAUGUGAAAAAAAUUUGGAAAAAAUGAAGGGGUCUGAAUACUUUCCGAAUGCACUGUAUAUUCCUACAUUCCUCUCUUCCCCACUUCUCCUCUCCUCUAUAUUCGUCUCUUCCCAAUUUUUUCAUUUGCAUUUCGUUAACUAGAUGGUCAUUUUUCCAUGAAGUCACACAAUCUUUCUUCUUUGAAAGUAUUUUUGUGGCAGUGGAUAGGAUAGCAUGAACAUGGUUUGGUGUCUCUAGUUUGAACCGCUCAAGAGUUACUGUUGGUGGGUUAUUUUAUGCAAAUGUAAGGGACAUUUAUAUACAAAACAUUAAGAACACCUGCUCUUUCCAUGACAUAGACCAGUGGUUCCCAACUCUGGUCCUCGAGUACCCCCAACAGUACACAUUUUUAUUGUACCCCCGGACAAGCACACCUGAUUCAACUUGUCAACUAAUCAUCAAGCCCUCAAUGAGUUGAAUCAGGUAUGUUUGUCCGGGGCUACAACAAAAAUGUGUGUUGUUGGGGGUACUCGAGGACUCGAGUUGGGAACCACUAACAUAGACUGACCAGGUGCAUCCAGGUGAAAGCUAUGAUCCCUUAUUGAUGUCACUUGUUAAAUCCACUUCAAUCAAUGUAGAUGAAGGAGAGGAGAAAGGUUAAAGGAUUUUUAAGCCUUGAGACAAUUGAGACCUGGACUGUGUAUGUGUGUCAUUCAGAGGGUGAAUGGGCAAGACAAAAAAUGUAAGUGCCUUUGAACUGGGUAUGGUAGUAGGUGCCAGGCAAUCUGGUUUGUGUCAAGAACUGCAACGCUGCUGGGGUUUCCACGCUCAACAGUUUCCCUUUUGUAUCAAGAAUGGUCCACCAUCCAAAGGACAUCCAGCCAACUUAACACAACUGUGGGAAGCAUUGGAGUGAACAUGUGGUCCUCUGUAGCUCAAUUGGUAGAGCAUGGCGCUUGUAACGCCAGGGUAGUGGGUUCGAUCCCUGGGACCACCAAUACGUAAAUAUGUAUGCACACAUGACUGUAAGUCGCUUUGGAUAAAAGCAUCUGCUAAAUGGCUUAUUAUUAUUAUUAUUAUUAACAUGGGCCAACAUCCCUGCGGAACGCUUUCGAAAAAGCUCAAUAUUAGGAAGUUGGGCCUAGUGUUUGGUAUACUCAGUGUAGUUAUAGUUGAUAAAAGUUUGAAGUCAGGAUAGUCUGAAUAUGUAAAAGUCGGUUUGGUGUCUCUAGCUUGGACGGUUCAAGAGUUACUGUUGGUGGGUUAUUUUAUACACAUUUAUGCAAAUGUCCAGUAUAUACAGUGCCUUCAGAAAGUAUUCAUACUCCUUGACUUAUUCCACAUUUGUUGUUGGUAUUCAAAAUGGAUUAAAUGUAUUUAUUUUUCUCACCCAUCUACACACAAUACCCCGUAAUGACCUAGUGAAUACACCUGGAUUGUGCAACAUUUGCCCAUUAUUCUUUUCAGAAAACUUCAAGCUCUGUCAAAUUGGUUGUUGAUCAUUGCUAGACAACCAUUUUCAAGUUUUGUUAUAGAUUUCCAAGUACAUUUAAUUCAAAACUGUAACUCUGCCACUCAGGAGCAUUCACUGUCUUCUUGGUAAGCAAGUCCAGUGUAUAUUUGACCUUGUGUUUUAGGUUAUUGUCCUGCUGAAAGGUGAAUUCAUCUCCCAGUGUCUGGUGUAAAGCAGACUGAACCAGGUUUUCCUCUAGGAUUUAGCCAAAUCCUAGAGAAAAACAGAUUUGGCUAAUUAAUCUAAAUGGUUCAAAUCAGGAUCAUCCAAUAUUUAUACCAAUCUGUUGAAUUUAAAGGCAACAAACGAUCAAAUCAUUAUUGGUGGGAGACUAUAACAGAGUGUUAAGUACCUCCAUUUACCGUAAAGUAAAUCACUCUACAAACUAUCAUCCUUGUGCCCUUAAGGAGAUCACAAAUAUUAUGGACACAUUAGAAAUAGUGGAUAUUUGGAGACUAAAAAACCCUGACCUAGUGAUAUAUACAUGGAGGAGACUUAAUCAAGCUAGUUGUGUUGACUACUUUCUUGUCUCCUUCUCUCUCUUGCAUCAAAGGUUAAAAAAGUAUUGAUAGGAGACGGUAUGAGAUUCGACCAUCAUCUAAUUGCCCUUCACAUAACUCUUACAGAAUGUCCACUUGGAAGGGAAUAUUAGACAUUUUAUCAAAGUCUACUGGAGGAAAGAAAAUAAUUUAUAACUGAAUCUUUCCAGUACAAUAUAGGUUCAGAAAAUCCCCUUAUUGUUUGGGAUACCUUUAAAUAUACCUUCAGAGGUCAUUCAAUUCAAUAUUCAUCAGUAAAGAAAAAGCAGUUUCUGUAUAAAGAGACGAGGCUAACAAGAGAAAUAUAGGAACUAACAGUACAGGUACACUACCGUUCAAAAGUUUGGGGUCACUUAGAAAUGUCCUUGUUUUCGAAAGAAAAGCAUUUUUUUUGUCCAUUAAAAUAACAUCAAAUUGAUCAGAAAUACAGUGUAGACAUUAUUAAUGUCUUAAAUGGCUAUUGUAGCUGGAAAUGGCUGAUUUUUUUAAAUGGAAUAUCUACAUAGGUGUACAGAGGCCCAUUAUCAGCAACCAUCAGUCCUGUGUUCCAAUGGCACGUUGUGUUUGCUAAUCCAAGUUUAUCAUUUUAAAAGGCUAAUUGAUCAUUAGAAAACCAUUUUGCAAUUAUGUUAGCACAGCUGAAAAAUGUUGUGCUGAUUAAAGAAGCAAUAAAACUGGCCUUCUUGAGGCUAGAUGAAUAUCUGGAGCAUCAGCAAUUGUGGGUACGAUUACAGGCUCAAAAUGGCCAGAAACAAAUAACUUCCUUCUGAAACUCGUCAGUCUACUCUUGUUCUGAGAAAUUAAGGCUUUUCCAUGCGAGAAAUUGCCAAGAAACUGAAGAUCUCGUACAACGCUGUGUACUAUUCCCUUCACAGAACAGCGCAAACUGGCUCCGGGAUGCUGACCUUCUAGGCAGAGUUGCAAAGAAAAAGCCAUAUCUCAGACUGCCCAUCUUCAUCUUUUCUUUUUAUUGGCCAGUCUGAGAUAUGGCUUUUUCUUUGCAACUCCGCCUAGAAGGUCAGCAUCCCGGAGUCGCUUCUUCACUGUUGACGUUGAGACUGGUGUUUUGCGGGUACUAUUUAAUGAAGCUACCAGUUGAGGACCUGUGAGGCGUAUUCCAUUAAAAAUCAGCCGUUUCCAGCUACAAUGGCCAUUUACAACAUUAACUAUGUCUACACUGUAUUUCUGAUCAAUUUAAUGUUAUUUUAAUGGACAAAAAAAUUGAUUUUCUUUAGAAAACAAGGACAUUUCUAAGUAACUCCAAACUUUUGAACGGUAGUGUAGAUGGCAAUAAAAAUGGUACUACAGAAUGACGGUUAAGGUACCAUCUGAAUGACGAUUACUGUAAGGAAUACUGUAAGCAAAAACUGAAAAAUUAACAAAUCCACAAAAAGGUCGGUGCAAAUGCCAAAUUACAGAGGACAUUUCUGAGGCUAUUAAAUCCUUUCAGUCUGGAAAAACCCCAGGGCUUGAUGGCAUACCAGUAGAGAUAUACAGUGCAUUCGGAAAGUAUUCAGACCCCUUCCAUUUUGUUAUGUUACAGCCUUAUUCUAAAAUGGAUUAAAUAAAUCAAAAAUCCUCAUCAAUCUACACAAAAUGCAUUAUGUAUGACUGAAAAAUACAUAUGUAUGACAGAAAAAUACCCUCACGCUGCAUUAUUUAUUUAAUUUUUAAAAUACCCCAUAAUGACAAAUCGAAACAGGUUUUUAGACAUUGUUGCACAAAAAAUGACAUUAAAUUAAAAAUACCUUAUUUACAUAAGUAUUCAGACCCUUUGCUAUGAUACUCGAAAUUGAGCUCAGGUGCAUCCGGUUUCCAUUGAUCAUCCUUGAGAUGCUUCUACAACUUGAUUGGAGUCCACCUGUGGUGAAUUCAAUUGAUUGGACAUGAUUUGGAAAGGCACACACCUGUCAAUAUAAGGUCCCACAGUUGACACUGCAUGUCAGAGCAAAAACCAAGCCAUGAGGUUGAAGGAAUUGUCCGUAGAGCUCCGAGACAGGAUUGUGUCGAAGCACAGAUCUGGGGAAGGGUACUGUACAUAUGUAUGACAGAAAAAUACCCUCACGCUGCACAUGUUCACGCCAUAAUAUGUGUAAGGACUACAUGUGGUGUGCACAUGUUUGUGCGCAUGUGUACGUGCGUACACGUGUGCACAAACAUGCGCACAUCCCAUGUAGUCCUCAAACAUAUCAUGGUUGUGGCCCAUAGUUUUUCCAUGUUAGAUUCGGAGAUAAGGCUUGGGAGGAUAAAUAAUGAAUAAAUGACCAGGUUAAAUAACAUCUCCAAAUCUAAUAAAUAAAUAUGUCACAGAGAAUGUUUAUAGAUGUGCCCAAGCAACUCUCUCACAAACCCAGGACCUGCAUUUUUAUGACAGUCAUAGAGUAAACAACAUCUAAAAAUAGCUAAAACAGAGAAGGAGAUGGAGGGGGUGAGAACUAAAAAUGGUCAGAGUAAGCUCUGGUCUUUAAGCUGCAAAUAAAAUGAGAAACGUUAAAAGAAAAUCUGACCACACACAAGUUCAGAGAGUAAGGACUGACAGUCUCUUUUGAUCCGAUUCGUGUGUCUUUGCCACUGGUCCACUGGCUUGAGCUGUCGAACGUUUGAUACAAAUAUACUGUAAAUAUCAAGAUUUAGGAACCCAUGAUCACACACAGGGCUGUGGCGGUCACGAAAGUUUGUCAGCCGGUGAUUGUCACGCAAUUAACUGUCGGUCUCAGGGUAAUUGACCGUUAAUUAAUAUAAACACAUUUAGCCUCUCCUGGCUUCCACACACAGCCUACAAGCCAUUUAAAAAAGUCUAAUAAAUCAAUUUAAUAUAGCCUACACCUUCACAAUAAAUCCAUUAUUUAUUUUUGACAGGUCUAAAGAAACAUAAUAUGAAGAAAAUGUAGUCUAUUUCAGAAGAAAAGAAUAGCAUACUCGUGAGUUGUCCUUAUGUUAGAUCCUGAUGUGGAUAUGCCAAAUGGCUGUGGGUUACACUAGUUCAUUUAGCAGAGAAGAUUUGCUUAUAAUUCCAUGGCAUUAUUUUAUAGUAUUUUAUAGUAUAAAGAGUACAAUUGAACAAAGCUAAAUAAAAUAUAAAUAUUUUCUCCAAACGAUUUGAGGGAGUGCGCACAUGCGGCUAUUCUGUGUUGAGCAGUUAACAAAGAAAUAGGUACUCCUAUAUGCUUAAUUUAGAGUUAUUAAUGUAACUUUAGUUGUUCUACAAACGUUGGGCUAUAUGUUUUGAUUUUUAAUACAUUGUAAGGCUGCAUGAUGAGACUCUAAUGAUGAUUUGAAAAAAGUAGCUUGAAAGGCAUGAGCUCUGCUUUGUUUUUUGCGCAGGCUGUACACACUUCAAUAGUCUCUCAUUCACAAUUGGACAAGCACGAAAGCAUCCCCUUUGUGGCUUGUAAUGCACCCUAGAAUAAUCCAUGCCUUUUGCUGCGAUGUGCCCUUCUCCAUGAGUGUGCUGCGCAAUCCGAAGCGUCUCUCACUCACAUGGAUCUCUCAGAUAUCUCAAUUCUUAUUAGCCAAUGCCCGUCACGUGAUUGGGUCUUUCUCACAGGCUACAAGUUAAGAAGACAGACUCAACUGCGCACGUCCUUAUCCAAUUCCGAGGUGCAUAUUGAAGAUAUUGGAAGAACUGUCCACAUUUACUUUUCGUCAGCCAACAGGAUGAGUAGGCCUAACGAACAGCAAAAGCACUAGCCUAUGUCAAUCUACUAUCCCCCAUAGUACAAAAGUUGACCUAUUCUAUUCUGUGCGAGAAAUAUAUAUUCCAAACCAAGUGUGGGACAGUUGUGGGAUGCGAUAGAUCCCAAAUUAAUACAACCACUAGCAUCAAUAAACCUUUUUUAUGCAAUGUGGCUGACACAACAUAUCAGAACAUUUUGCUUAAAAUGUUGAUAAACUAUUAGGCUAUUUAUUCACAUUAUAAGCGCAGCAAUGCGCACAUGGUAGUAGGCUAUAAGCACGAAUGUUCCAUUAGCAGAAAAAAACAUUAUCAAAAGUUAUCGCAAAUGCAAUUAUGAAUGUAAUGCUUUUUAUUAUAAAGGUGCAUUUUUAUGGUGAAAAUUAUCUUCCCCAAACUUGAAACUCACGCACUGCUUAUGUAUGCCAGUUAGGCUCUACACCCUUUGUAAUCGGAUUAAUAUGCUUAAUUUUAAGAAGUUAUUUGACCCCUUUAAAACAUAUAGGCCUAUGGGCUAGGCUACAAAUGUUAUUUACAUAAAGGAAUAUUAGUGGGAAUAUAGUCAUAAUAUGAACACGAAAAAGGAGAAUGGAAUUUAUUUGAAAAUAUUUAGAUUUGAUUGGAGAAAGAACAAGUAGGCCCUCGGUUCAUGGCUCAAUACUGCCAUCUGCAGAAAGAUAAUGAGAUUCCAACAUACCAUAGUACUCUAUUAGAUUUAAGUAGGGUCGAGCAUAGAGUCCAGUAGGUCAGUGCCACAAGGCUACAUAGUCAUAGGCCUACACUUGACUGCUGGAGGGAAUACACAGCCGUCCUUGAUUGUGAGGUAGAAUGAAAUGUUGAAUGCGACAAGAGGUAAACAACGUUUUUCCAUCAAUAGAAUCAAUGCAGGGAGGAAACGUGAUAUCAUAAGGGAAUCCCUUAGACCGCACUUACUGGUAUGACUAGUUCUCACCCGCUCUGGCAGAGAAGUAGCCUAUGUGAAAGCUUUAACAGUAGCCUAAACAUACAAUUAAAGUAUCCAUCACCAAUAAAUGAAUGAACUUCCAAGAUAAUAGGCUGGUUUAUGCUGUGAACAGAGUUUUAUUUAUUAGCCUACCAGAAUCGCCUACAAAAAGAGGCUUGUGAUAGGCCUUCAAUUGAAAUAUUUCACUUAUUAUAACCUACCGUUAUCAAUAACAGGGAAAAAUAUAUAUUUAAUCUCCAAAAUAAAAUGUAGAGAUAAUAAACUUGGUUUACUGAAACUUAAGGAAGCGAUACGAUUUUCAAUAGCACCGAUGACAACAACCUAUUCAUUUGAUGAUGUCUCCUCCCGUUGCUCCCCUCCGGCGCUCUGAUUCGCCGGUCUACUGAGCCACCGGUCUGAGAGCACCACCGGAAUAGAAACCCAACGCAACCUAAUCACCUCCAGCGCACCUGCACCUCGUCAUCUCAUCACCACCCCUAUUUAGCCCUGGACUGUUCCCUAUGAUGUUGUGUUUGAUUGUUUAGCUGUGUGUCGUGUACUCUAUCUUUGUUAUUUCUCUUUGUCGUUGUUUAAGUAUACCUUGACCUUGUUAAUUCCUGCGUCUGCAUCCUGCCUCUUCGUAUACUCAGUACUCGUCACAGAUGAUAAGGCAAAUCUCCUCAAGAAGGAGCACUUGAGAGGAAGAACCGUGCUUAAUGGAUGGAUUUGGCGGAUGGGUUUCAAAAUAAAUUCUCGCAUUGCAGGGAUCAACUUGUUGUGGCAGUUUUAUAGCCUUAUGCAGCAGUAGCAGUAAUAAUAAAGUCUGAAUGCCAAGAGUCACGUCUGGAGGAAACAUGGCACCAUCCUUACGGCGAAAAAUGGUGGCGGCAACAUCAUGCUGUGGGGAUGUUUUUCAGCGGCAGGGACUGGGACACUAGUCAGGAUCGAGGGAAAGAUGAACGGAGCAAAGUACAAAGAGAUCCUUGAUGAAAACCUACUCCAGAGCGCUCAGGACCUCUGACUGGGGCCAAGGUUCACCUUCCAGCAGGACAACGACCCUAAGCACACAGCCAAGACAAUACAGGAGUGGCUUUGGGACAAGUCUCUGAAUGUCCUUAAGUGGCCCAGCCAGAGCCUGGACUUGAACCCGAUUGAACAUCUCUGAGAGACCUGAAAAAUAGCUGUGCAGCGACGCUCCCCAUCCAACCUGGCAGAGCGUGAUAGGAUCUGCAGAGAAGAAUGAGCGUCAUACUCAAAAAGACUUGAGGCUGUUAUCGCUGCAUAAGGUGCUCAACUAAGUACUGAGUAAAGGGUCUGAAUACGUAUGUACAGUGCCUUGAAAAAGUAUUCAUCCCCCUUAGCGUUUUUCCUAUUUUGUUGAUUUUUAUUUGGAUUUCAUGUAAUGGGCAUGUCCAAAUUGGUGAAGUGAAAUUAAAAAAAUAACUUGUUUCAAAAUAUUCUAAAAAAUAAAUAACUGAAAAUUGGUUUGUGCAUAUGUAUUCACCCCCUUUGCAAUGAAGCCCCUAAAUAAGAUCUGGUGCAACCAAUUACUUUCUGAAGUCACAUAAAUCUAAGUGUCACAUAACCUGUCACAUGAUUUCAGUAUAUAUACACCUGUUCUGAAAGGCCCCAGAGUCUGCAACACCACUAAGCAAGGGGCACCACCAAGCAAGCGGCACCAUGAAGACCAAGGAGCUCUCCAAACAGGUCAGGGACAAAGUUGUGGAGAAGUACUGAUCAGGUUUGGGUUAUAAAACAAUAUCUGAAACUUUGAACAUCCCACGGAGCACCAUUAAAUCCAUUAUUAAAAAAUGUUAAGAAUAUGGCACCACAACAAACCUGCCAAGAGAGGACCGCCCACCAAAACUCACGGACCAGGCAAUGAGGGCAUUAAUCAGAGAGGCAACAAAGAGGCCAAAGAUAACCAUCGGUGCUAUUGAAAAUCGUGGGCUGCAAAGCUCCACAGCGGAGAUUGGAGUAUAUGUCCAUAGGAACACUGUAAGCCGUACACUCCACAGAGCUGAGCUUUAUGGAAGAGUGGCCAGAAAAAAGCCAUUGCUUAAAGAAAAAAAUUAACAAACACGUUUUGUGUUCGCCAAAAGGCAUGUGGGAGACUCCCCAAACAUAUGAAAGAAGGUACUCUGGUCAGAUGAGACUAAAAUUGAGCUUUUUGGCCAUCAAGGAAAAAACUAUGUCUGGCGCAAACCCAACACCUCUCAUCACCUCGAGAACACCAUCCCCACAGUGAAGCAUGGUGGUGGCAGCAUCAUGCUGUGGGGAUGUUUCUCAUCGGCAGGGACUGGGAAACUGGUCAGAAUUGAAGGAAUAAUGGAUGCGGCUAAAUACAGGGAAAUUCUUGAGGGAAACCUGUUUGUCUUCCAGAGAUUUGAGACUGGGACGGAGGUUCAUCUUCCAGCAGGACAAUGACCCUAAGCAUAUUGUUAAAGCAACACUCGAGUGGUUUAAGGGGAAACAUUGAAAUGUCUUGGAAUGGCCUAGUCAAAGCCCAGACCUCAAUCCAAUUGAGAAUCUGUGGUAUGACUUAAAGAUUGCUGUACACAAGCGGAACCCAUCCAACUUGAAGAAGCUGGAGCAGUUUUGCCUUGAAGAAUGGGCAACAAUCCCAGUGGCUAGAUGUGCCAAGCUUAUAGAGACAUACCCAAAGAGACUUGCAGCUGUAAUUGCUGCAAAAGGUGGCUCUACAAAGUGUUGACUUUGGGGGGAUGAAAUGUUAUGCAAGCUCAAGUUUUGUGUUUUCUUGUCUUAUUUCUUGUUUGUUUCACAAUAACAAAAUAUUUUGCAUCUUCAAAGUGGUAGGCAUGUUGUGUAAAUCAAAUGAUGCAAACCCCCCAAGAAUCAAUUUUAAUUGCAGGUUGUAAGGCAACAAAACAGGAAAAAUGCCAAGGGGGGUUAAUACUUUCACAAGCCACUGUAAAUAUGAUAUUUCCGUUUUUGCAAAAAUGUCUAAAAAACGUUUUUUGCUUUGUCAUAAUGGGGUGUUGUGUGUAGAUGAGGGGGGAAAAAACAAUUGAAUCCAUUUUAGAAUAAGGCUGUAACGUAACAAAAUGUGGAAAAAGUCAAGGGGUCUGAAUACUUUCCGAAUGCGAUGUGCCUCAACUGAUAUGCCAUCCAGCCCUGGAGUUUUCCCGGACUUAAAAAAAUAAAAAAUUGUAGCAUUUCUAUGUUGAAGAUUAAAAAAUAAUUUUGUGCAUUUUCCCCCAUAUUCCAUCCAGUUCACUUUAUUUUGUGUAAUACAGUGCCCUCCACUAAUAUUGGCACCCUUUGUAAAUAUGAGAAAAAUGGGCUGUGAAAGAAAUCUUUGCUGUUUAUCCUCUUGGUCUUUCAUUCAAAAUAUAAAAAAAAGCAAACCUUUAAUUGAUGUAAAAUGAUUCAAAAAAAUAAGUGUGAAAUAAAAUAAAUAAAUAUUUUUCUCAAUCAUUUGUGCAACAAUUAUUGGCACCCCUAGUAAUUAUUAUGAGUAUAAUCGAACUGAAAUAUAUUCCCAUUCAUAUUUUGUUUUUAAGUUCACAUGAGUGAUUAGGAACACUUAAGUGGUAAGCCAUGGCUUCCUGUUUCACUGGGGUAUAAAUAUGAGGUGACACACAGGCCAAGUUCCCAUAGUCAUCCAUCACUAUGGGAAAGACCCGAGAAUACAGUAAUGAUGUGCGACAAAAGGUUGUUGAGCUGCACAAAUCAGGAAAUCGCUAUAAGAAAAUACCUCAACGGUUGAAAAUGCCCAUUUCCACUAUCAGGGCAAUAAUUGAGAAGUUUAAAGCAACUGGAGAUGUUAACAAUCUGCCUGGAAGACGACGUGUGUCUAUAUUGACCCCACGCACAGUGAGGGGAUGGUUCGAGUGGCCAAAAAAUCUCCAAGGAUCACAGCUGGAGAAUUGCAGACGUUAGUUGGGUCUUGGUGUCAGAAAGUCUCCAAAACUACGAUCAGACGCCACCUACAUAACCACAAGUUGUUUGGGAGGGUUGCCAUAAAAAUGUGUUUGCUGUCAUCAAACAACAAACUCAAGCACCUACAGUUUGCCAAAAGUUACUGGAACUUUCAAUGGGACCGGGUUCUAUGGUCAGAUAAGACCAAAACAGACCUUUUUGGAAACAAACACCAGACGUGGGUUUGAUGUAGACAGAAAGAUAGCCAUGCAGAAAAGUACCUCAUCCCCACUGUGAAGUAUGUUGGUGGAUCGUUGAUGUUGUGGGACUGUUUUUCUUCCAUAGGAUACAUGGUAUCAUGGACGCCAGCAAGUACCAGCAGAUAUUAAAUCAAAACCUGACUGCCUCUGCUAGGAAGCUUAAACUGGGCCAUGGUUGGAUCGUCCAGCAGGACAAUGAUCCAAAGCACACCUCGUGACAAUGAUCCAAAUCACCACAAAAAUGCUUCACUUACUACAGAAUCAAGGUUUUGCCAUGGCCAUCCCAGUCCCCUGAACUAAACCCCAUAGAAAACCUGUGGGAUGAGCUGAAGAGGAGAGUCCACAAGCGUGGACCUCGGAAUCUGAAGGAUCUGGAGAGAUUAUGUAUGGAGGAAUGGUCUCAGAUCCCUUGCCAUGUGUUCUCCAACCUCAUUACACAUUAUAGGAGAAGACUCAGAGCUGUUAUCUUGGCAAAGGGAGGUUGCACAAAGUAUUGAAUGAAGGAGUGGCAAUAAUUGUGGCACACAUAUAUUUGAGAAAAAUAUUAGUGUUAUGAUUUUACUUUAAUUAAAGGUUAGAUUUUUGUGAAUAUUUUGAAUGAAAGACCAAGAGGAUAAACGAUAAAGACAGUUUUUUUCACAGCCCGUUUUGCUCAUAUUUACCAAGGGUGCCAAUAUUAGUGGAGGGCACUGCAUAUUUCACUUGGUCUUUCUUGAAUAAGUUCCUCCAUUUCUUUUUGUUUUUCCUCUAACUUAUUAUGUGCCUCUGUUACAGUUUUUACUGCUAUUUGUCUGUACCUUUAGUACCUCUAUUUCCUUUGUUAAGAUGAACUAUUUUGGCCUAAAAGAGGAGAGAAAGAGGAGAGAAUGAACAAGAGGAGAGAAAGAAUGAGGGAACAAGAAAGAGAGUGAGAAAAUUAGUGAAUGGUUGGAUGAUGUUGGUAUGUAGAGGGGGGACUGUUUUCACUGUUGAGGAUUAGGCAUCGUUGGAUGUCCUUUGUAGGGAGCAGGAAUUCAUGGAGCGUGAAGAGUGUGUGUACCUGUGUGUGCCUGUGUGUGUACGUGUAUGUGCGUGCAUGUCUGCGUACGUGCUCUUGUGUGUGACAGAGCAUAGCUGUGAGUAUCUAUGUGUGACACCUAGACACCCACCUUCGUAAUACUUGAAGGAUUCUGCCAACAUUGAGCUGGCGAUGUUACGUCUUUAGGUAGAGAAAUCAACUUCAGUUUGCAAUGUGACAAAGAGUAAUUUUAGUGCUGAAACGAGAAGCACAUUGCUAGGCGAGGGAGACUGUUUUCCCUGUGUGUGUGUGCGCGCACGUCUAUGUGAAUGUACUGUAUGUGUACGUUUGGCCUGUGUGUGGGUGCAUGGUGCGUGUGUGUGUGUACGACAGUGUUGUAGUACUCGAGACCGGUCACAUAUUGACUGUUUCGGGUCUUGUCUCUGUGUCAGAUAUAUUUUUACUAGGUCUUGACUAGGUCUCGGACAAUGAGGAGUCAGAAUUGCUUCCUGAGACCAGUGGAGUAAAAAAUCAUAAUUAUCAGUCACCACCCUGGUCUGGAUAUAUGAGCUCAUCUUGUUUUUCUAUGUGGGGUUCAGUUCUUCUGCUUUGUGGCCUGAGUGACUCCCAAUCAGAGGCAACGAGUGUCAGCUGUGGCUGGUUGUCUCUGAUUGGGAGCCAUAUUUAAACUGUCUGUGUUCCCUUGGUGUUUGUGGGUUUUUGUUCCAGUUGGUCAUUGUUACCUAGGACGUUACGAGUCGUUUUGUUGUUUUGUAUCGUGUGUGCACUUUAACUAAUUAAAGUAUGUUCGCUCAACACGCUGCGCCUUGGUCCUCCUCUAUGUAUGACGAUCGUGACAGAAAAACCCACCGUACCAGGACCAACCAGCGUGUCCAGGAGCAGGCAGCCUGGACGUGGGAGCAGAUUUUGGACGGACAGGGGUCCUGGACCUGGGAGGAAAUCCUGGCCGGGAUGGAUCGCCGGCCAUGGAGUGAGACUGUAGAGAGGCGACGGAGAGAGGAGCAACGGCGUGAUCAGGGUCGUCGUCGGACGGUCGAGAGGCAACCCCAAAUAAUUUUUAGGGGGGGGCACAGGGCAUGGACGACGGGGCUGACGGAGGCAGAAAAGGGGCGUAUUCAAAAGGCCACCAGGUUACGGGGGUCACUGGUAAAGGAAGGGAAGGAAGGUUUAGAGGCACGGCGAGAGGUACUGGGAUGUGUUACCAGUCCGGUCCGGCCCGUUCCAGAUCCCGGGGUAGAGCCAGUGGUGUGUGUCCCCAGUACGGUCCGGCCUGUUACGGCCCCUCGCAACAAAUGGACGGUGCGCGUCGCCAGCCCGGUCCGGCCUGUUCCUGCCUCUCGCACCAAGCAUACGGUGUGCGUCGCCAGCCUGGUCCGGCCUGGUCCUGCUCCACGCACCAAGCCUACGGUGUGCGUCGCCAGCCCGGUCCGGCCUGUUCCUGCCUCUCGCACCAAGCCUACGGUGUGCGUCGCCAGCCCGGUCCGGCCUGUCCCUGCUCCACGCACCAAGCCUACGGUGUGCGUCGCCAGCCCGGUCCGGCCUGUCCCUGCUCCUCGCACCAAGCCUACGGUGUGCGUCGCCAGCCCGGUCCGGCCUGUUCCUACUACACGCACCAAGCCAGGGGUGCGCAUCGUCAGCCCGGUCCGGCCUGUUCCUACUCCACACACCAAGCCAGGGGUGCGCGUCGCCAGCCUGGCCCGGCCUGUUCCUGCCACUCGCACCAAGCCAGGGGUGCAAGUCGUCAGCCCGGUUCGGCCCGUUCCGGCUCCACGCACCAAGCCAGGGGUGCGCGUCGUCAGUCCAGCACAACCCGUGCCUGGGUCACCGGUGCCUGGUAAGGUACCGGUCAACUGCUCCACUACGGAGCUGAAGCUAACCGCUCCUGCUACGUCCAGUUCAGCUCCAGCCAGCGGGGCCAGACCGGACCAGGGGCGCUAUGGGGGGUUUAUUGGAGGGUGGUGGGAAAGGCCGGAGCCAGAACCGCCGCCGAGGAGGAAUGCCCACCCAGCCCUCCCCUGUUUUGUUCUAGUGGAGGCGCGGUCGCAGUCCGCGCCUUUAGGGGGGGGGUACUGUCACACCCUGGCUCUGGGACUCUAUAUGUUGAGCCAGGGUGUGUUCAUUCUAUGUGGUAUAUUUCUAUGUUGGGGGUUCUAGUUCUUCUGUUUCUUUGUUGGCCUGAGUGACUCCCAAUCAGAGGCAACGAGUGUCAGCUGUGGCUGGUUGUCUCUGAUUGGGAGCCAUAUUUAAACUGUCUGUGUUCCCUUGGUGUUUGUGGGUUUUUGUUCCAGUUGGUCAUUGUUACCUAGGACGUUACGAGUCGUUUUGUUGUUUUGUAUCGUGUGUGCACUUUAACUAAUUAAAGUAUGUUCGCUCAACACGCUGCGCCUUGGUCCUCCUCUAUGUAUGACGAUCGUGACAAUCAGCUCCCAUUCAGUCAGCGCAUAAAACGUCUUCACCAGGCCAAAUAUCCACACUCCUUUUACGACACAUUCAUUUUAAUAAAAAAUAUCCUCAAACUUUGUCGAGCUCAUCAGAAUUUCCUUGAUUUGUUGGUAGGGAAGAGUGGAGGAAAUAAUUUGAAAGUUGCACUCUCACUAUUAGUAAGGGGAGACCGGCGGAAGUUGUAACAUUUUGUAUUUUUAUCUAUUAUAGACCUGUUUGCAUUAGUGAUCAUUUGGAGAGUGGCUCUCUAUUUGCCCUCAGCAUGCAUUUGUUCACCAUUCUGAAUGGCUAAGGAAUCCAUAUGUUAUUCUGAAAUAUGAACACAGAAAUACUGGACAUUUUGAACUCUUAUUAUGGUGGCGAUGUGACACAAUUUCAAUCAUGGUCUUGACUCGGUCUCGGACCCCUCACCCCCCUCCCGGUCUUGGUCUUGAUUCGGACUCAAUUUGCUCUGGUCUCGCUUUAGGUAGUCUCGAACCCAACACUGGUGUACGGUAUUUAUGACCUCACCCAUGUGUUCCUGGGGAUCUGAGGGUUACACGAGAAUUGCCAGGUGAACCGUGUGCGCUCUCAAAAUCUGGGAUUGAUCGAGUUAGCGGGAGAGUAGCCUGGCUUAAGAUGUAUAGGAUAAUAAUGGGGUGAUUUAUGUGCUUUGAAGGAAGGGGUGUAUUUUUUCCACUCCCGCUCUAGCCAAGAAAGCGGUGGGAGGGGAUGGAACUUGGACUCAGCUCGUCUGACAGUGUCAAAACAAUGUAUCUGUUAGAAUGACUGACUGUAAAUCUCCCUCGCCUUCUUUUUUUUUCUUUCUCCUUCUUUCUCUCUGUCUCUUAAUAUUGCUCUCUCUCUUGCUCUCUGUCUGUUUGAUGUUUCUUACAUUUCUUUAUUUUUCUUUCAGUGAUUAAUAAAUAAGACCCACCCCCUCUCUUUCUUUCUCUUUCUCUCUCCCUCUCUCUCUCUCUCUUUGUCUGUCUGAACAGAAACAGGCUUUCGUUUGUUAUGAACUCGAUCGAUUUACAUGAUUUAUGAACUUGAUCAGGGAAAGAAUCUGUGUGAGGGAAAGUUGAUGUCAUGCCCUUCAUGUUUGUGAAUUGUAGGUCAUCUGAUAGGCUUGCAGUUCUCUAAGAGGAAGGGGUUAAUGAGGGGAUUGACCCUUCAUUAGCCCUGUUAAUAAAGUCUGUCAUUAGGAAAGUUCUAAGAGGAAUGAGAGCGGUAUGAGUUUUAUGGUAUACAGUUUCAUGUGGGAUCCCUUACUAUAGCUGGUUAAUUGGUGUAGGUAGGGAGGGGAGGGGUGGCUUUAUGUCUAUCUAUACUGAACAAAAGUAUAAACGCAACAUGUACAGUGUUGGUUUCAUGAGCAGACAUAAAAGAUCCCAGAAAGGUUCCAUACGCACAAAAAGCAUAUUUCUCUCAAAUUUUGUGCACAAAUUUGUUGACAUCCCUGUUAGUUAUUAUUUCGCCUUUGCCAAGGUAAUCCAUCCACCUGACAGGUGUGGCAUAUCAAGAAGCUUAUUAAACAGCAUUAUCAUUACACUGGUGCACCUUGUGCUGAGGACAAUAAAAGGCCACUCAAAAAUGUGCAGUUUUGUCAAACAACACAAUGCCACAGAUGUCUCAAGUUUUGAGGGUGCAUGCAAUUGGCAUGCUGACUGCAGGAAUGUCCACCAGAGCUGUUGCAAGACAAUUGAAUGUUCAUUUCUCUACCACAAGCCGCCUCCAAUGUCGUUUUUGAGAAUUUGGCAGUGCGUCCAACCGACCUCACAACAGCAGACCAUGCAUAACCAUGCCAGCCUGGACCUCUACAUCCGGCUUCUUCACCUGCGGGAUCGUCUGAGACCAGCCACCCGGACAGCUGAUGAAACUGAGGAGUAUUUCUGUCUGUAAUAAAGCGCUUUUGUGGGGGAAACUUAUUCUGAUUGGCUGGGCCUGGCUCCCCAGUGGGUGGGCCUGGCUCCCAAGUGGGUGGGACUAUGCCCUCCCAGGCCCACCCAUGGCUGCGCCCCUGCCCAUUCAUGUGAAAUCCAUAGAUUAGGGCCUAAUGAAUUUAUUUCAAUACCUUUUACACUUGGUACUCCUUUUACCCAUUUACUUUACAUUUUGACCUCCUGUUAUCCUAAAGCCUCUAACAAACAACUUAGGCCAGACAUACUUUUGGUGGCAGUUAAACACAGAGAUAUGUUCAAGGUGAAUGAGAAUUCCUAAAAGUCAACCUAACCUCCUAUUUGUGAAGCAGACCAUAGUUUCCAGUGUUAGUUUAAUCUUUGUCUUCCAUUGUUUACCUUUUAACCUUUUUUGACUGACACAUCCUGACACCUCACCCCUCCACCUCCCAGGUUCGUGACGCGCUUCAUCGAGCUCGACGGCCUCACCUGCCUGCUCAAUUUCCUGCGGAGCAUGGACUACGAGACGUCAGAGAGCCGCGUGCACACCUCGGUCAUCGGCUGCAUCAAGGCCCUGAUGAACAACUCGCAGGGUCGAGCCCACGUGCUGGCCCACCCGCAGAGCAUUAACACCAUCUCCCAGAGCUUGCGGCAGGACAACGUCAAGACCAAGGUUGCCGUGCUGGAGAUCCUGGGCGCAGUGUGCCUGGUGCCUGAUGGCCACAAGAAGGUGCUGCAGGCGAUGGCCCACUACCAGAAGUAUGCCGCUGAGAGGACCCGCUUCCAGGUAUAGUCCAACAAAUGCUGGGGUACUCCUAAAGCUAAGUAAAUGACUCGUAAAUCUAAUCUAUAGUUUUAGUGUGGGUGUGCCACACUAAUUUUAAAUCAUCCCCAAGAGUGAAUAUGUCUUUUUGACCAUGCAUAGAAGAGUUGCAAGGACAUUGUCCCUGUAUCCCAGGGGUGGGCAAACGUAUUGGUUCAAUAGCCACAUCAGGACAGAUAGUGCAGAUUUGGCAAGAAAAGGGCAGUUAUUUAAACAAAAUUAGGUCCUUAAAACCACCACAUUUAAUCGGCUGGCGGGACGGAUUGGCCGUAGUUUACCCACCACUGCAACUCUUGCAGAUCAAUUUCAUUGUAGUUAAUAUAACUGAGUAAUUGUCCAUUCAACCCAUGCACCUAACUGAGUAAGUGUCCCUGUAACCCAUGCAGACGUUGCUGAAUGAGCUAGACAGAAGUACGGGGCGAUACAGAGACGAGGUCAACCUGAAGACAGCCAUCAUGUCCUUCAUCAACGCUGUGCUCAAUGCCGGGGCUGGGGAGGUCAGUCAUGAUCGCCAUUUUACUCUUUAAUUCCCCUGUCACACCCACAGCUAGGUCUACAUUAUAUUGGAUUAUUCAUGAGAGUCACAUUUAAACAAUUCUACCAAGAUAUCAUUGAAUAGUUCGUCUGCACACACCCUAAUAAAUACAUUAGAUUUGCGUGAUAGAGGCUACAUCAUUGUUGUUAUUGUUUUUGUUGGCAGGUUGAGGAGCGUAAUUCUUUUUAUUUUUGUAUUAGCAUGGUCAACUAAAUUGCAGUAUAUGUUGUGCUAUUCUAUCGCGCGUGCAAUGAUGUCAGAGUGGAAAAAAACAGUGUUUGUUGUUUGCAGUAACUUCUUUGUUGUUGUAAUAUUGCAAAUGGACAUGACCGUUUCAUCAUUAUGGAUUCCAGCUUUAAAUAAUAAGUCAAGUUUAUUCUUGUAUUACAAUAGUGCACAGACACAGUAGCCUACAUACAUUAACAACUGUUAAAGCUAAUUAAAAGUCCAAGAGCAAAGUACUGUAUGCCUGAAUGAUACAGGGUUGCUGUUGUUGUCGUCAGCUGUGUUUGAUCCCCUGUACUUCUAUCCUUAGGACAACCUGGAGUUCCGCCUCCACCUUAGGUACGAGUUCCUGAUGUUGGGGAUCCAGCCUGUGAUUGACAAGCUCAGAGGGCACGAUAAUGCCACUCUGGACAGGUGAGGCGGGGGACAAGAUAACCACUAAGCUUCUUAGAAAGCUUCUUAGUCCCUACAGUAAGGUUGUUGGAUUCAAGGCUGGCAUCCAGCUCAUAAGAUAUACAGACAGAGAUGGAAUGACUCUCUCAAGCUUAUUGUCUCUUUCAUGCCUGUGUCAUAUUUCCAGGCAUUUGGACUUCUUUGAGAUGGUGAGGAAUGAGGAUGACUCAGAACUUGCGAAGCGCUUUGACAUGGUGAGUGCCUGUUUUACCAUCCCCAUGUGAAGUAAAGGUGUCUUUAUUGGAAUGUUCUCAAUCUAUGAAUGUCAAACUUUUACUGCUGCUCUUUAAUUAUUUGUUAUCUAUUUUUUACUUCACUUACUUUUCUUAAAACUGCAUUGUUGGUUAAGGGCUGGUAAGUAAGCAUUCACUGUAAGGUCUACACCUGUUGAAUUUGGCGCGUGUGUGCUUGUAUUGAGGAUCUCUAAGUGCAUCCAUGCCUAAUUUCAGGUUUAUUGUUAUCGAUUGACUUGGUAUUUUAAUGAUUGGAUGUUUUACUUUCAUUCAACAGACCCACGUAGACACCAAGAGCGCUGGCCAGAUGUUUGAGUUGAUCAAGAAGAAGUUGAACCACACAGACGCCUAUCCUUACCUGCUCUCUAUCCUCCAGCACUGCCUCCAGAUGCCCUGUGAGUACAUCAAUCGCUAUUGA
Molecule: messenger RNA, 63633 nt
Organism: Coregonus sp. 'balchen'
Lineage: Eukaryota; Metazoa; Chordata; Actinopteri; Salmoniformes; Salmonidae
Source: the annotation of a GenBank genome assembly